AUGGGUUACAAUGAAUCCAUCCUAUGGGUCAUAGAGUACAGGGAAUCCAUCCUAUGGGUCAUGGGGUACAGGGAAUCCAUCCUACAGGUAAUGGGGUAUAAUAUGGUACAUAUGGAAUAGGUAUCCAGCUUGUAUCACUAAAACAUAAAUAAAAAAUACAACAUAGCAUAAUACUGUUGUGGUCUUAUUAAUUGCCCAAUAAUAAUGGCGUACAAAUAAUCCUUCCUAUGAGUAAUGGGGCACAGGGAAUACAUCCUAUGGGUAAUAGGGCACAGGGAAUACAUCAUAUGGGGCACAGCAAAUCCAUCCUAUGGGUCAUAGGGUACAGGGAAUCCAUCCUAUGGGUCAUUGGGUACAGGGAAUCCAUCCUAUGGGUCAUUGGGUACAGGGAAUCCAUCCUACGGGUCAUGGGGUACAGGGAAUCCAUCCUACGGGUCAUGGGGUACAGGGAAUCCAUCCUACGGGUCAUGGGGUACAGGAAAUCCAUCCUAUGGGGAACAGCAAAUCCAUCCUAUGGGUAAUGGGACACAGGGAAUCCAUACUAUGGGUAAUGGGGCACAGGGAAUCCAUCCUACAGUUAAUGGGGUAAAGGGAAUCCAUCCUAUGGGUCAUGGGGUAAAGGGAAUCCUUACUAUGGGUCAUGGGGUAAAGGGAAUCCUUACUAUAAGCAAUGGGGUACAGGGAAUCUUUCCAAUGGGUCGUAAGGUACAGGGAAUCCUUCCUAUGGGCAAUGGGGUACAGGGAAUCCAUCCUAUGGGCAAUGGGGUGAAGGGAAUCCUUUCUAUGGGUCAUGGGGUGAAGGGAAUCCUUCCUAUGGGCAGUGGGGUGAAGGGAAUCCUUCCUAUGGGCAAUGGGGUACAGGGAAUCCUUCCUAUGGGCAAUGGGGUGAAGGGAAUUCUUCCUAUGGGUCAUGGGGUACAGGGAAUCCAUCCCAUGGGCAAUGGGGUGAAGGGAAUCCUUUCUAUGGGUCAUGGGGUGAAGGGAAUCCUUCCUAUGGGCAAUGGGAUGAAGGGAAGCCUUCCUAUGGGCAAUGGGGUACAAGGAAUCCAUCCUAUGGGCAAUGGGGUGAAGGGAAUUCUUCCUAUGGGCAAUGGGGCACAGGGAAUCCUUCCUAUGGGUCAUGGGGUACAGGGAAUCCAUCCUAUGGGCAAUGGGGUGAAGGGAAUCCUUCCUAUGGGCAAUGUGGUGAAGAGAAUCCUUCCUAUUGGUCAUGGGGUACAGGGAAUCCAUCCUAUGGGCAAUGGGGUGAAUGGAAUCCUUCCUGUGGGCAAUGGGGUACAGGGAAUCCAUCCCAUGGGCAAUGGGGUGAAGGGAAUCCUUUCUAUGGGUCAUGGGGUGAAGGGAAUCCUUCCUAUGGGCAAUGGGAUGAAGGGAAGCCUUCCUAUGGGCAAUGGGGUACAGGGAAUCCAUCCUAUGGGCAAUGGGGUGAAGGGAAUUCUUCCUAUGGGCAAUGGGGUACAGGGAAUCCUUCCUAUGGGUCAUGGGGUACAGGGAAUCCAUCCUAUGGGCAAUGGGGUGAAUGGAAUCCUUCCUGUGGGCAAUGGGGUACAGGGAAUCCAUCCCAUGGGCAAUGGGGUGAAGGGAAUCCAUCCUAUGGGCAAUGGGGUGAAGGGAAUCCAUCCUAUGUGUCAUGGGGUGAAGGGAAUCCUUCCUAUGGGCAAUGGGGUGAAGGGAAUCCUUCCUAUGGGUCAUGGGGUGAAGGGACUCCUUACUAUAAGCAAUGGGGUACAGGGAAUCCUUCCUAUGGGCAAUGGGGUAAAGGGAAUCCAUCCUAUGGGCAAUGGGGUACAGGGAAUCCAUCCUAUGGGCAAUGGGGUGAAGGGAAUCCAUCCUAUGGGUCAUGGGGUGAAGGGAAUCCUUCCUAUGGGUCAUGGGGUGAAGGGAAUCCAUCCUAUGGGCGAUGGGGUACAGGGAAUCCAUCCUAUGGGCAAUGGGGUGAAGGGAAUCCAUCCUAUGGGCAAUGGGGUGAAGGGAAUCCAUCUUAUGGGUCAUGGGGUGAAGGGAAUCCUUCCUAUGGGAAUCCUUCCUAUGGGUCAUGGGGUGAAGGGAAUCCUUCCUAUGGGUCAUGGGGUGAAGGGAAUCCUUACUAUAAGCAAUGGGGUACAGGGAAUCCUUCCUAUGGGCAAUGGGGUAAAAGGAAUCCAUCCUAUGGGCAAUGGGGUACAGGGAAUCCAUCCUAUGGGCAAUGGGGUACAGGGAAUCCAUCCUAUGGGCAAUGGGGUACAGGGAAUCCAUCCUAUGGGCAAUGGGGUGAAGGGAAUCCAUCCUAUGGGCAAUGGGGUGAAGGGAAUCCAUCCUAUGGGCAAUGGGGUGAAGGGAAUCCAUCCUAUGGGCAAUGGGGUGAAGGGAAUCCUUCCUAUGGGUCAUGGGGUGAAGGGAAUCCUUCCUAUGGGCCAUGGGGUGAAGGGAAUCCUUUCUAUGGGCCAUGGGGUGAAGGGAAUUCAUCCUAUGGGUCCUGGGGUGAAGGGAAUCCAUCCUAUGGGCAAUGGGGUGAAGGGAAUCCUUCCUAUGGGCAAUGGGGUGAAGGGAAUCCUUCCUAUGGGUCAUGGGGUGAAGGGAAUCCAUCCUAUGGGCAAUGGGGUACAGGGAAUCCAUCCUAUGGGCAAUGGGGUGAAGGGAAUCCUUCCUAUGGGCAAUGGGGUGAAGGGAAUCCUUCCUAUGGACAAUGGGGUACAGGGAAUCCAUCCUAUGGGCAAUGGGGUGAAGGGAAUCCUUCCUAUGGGCAAUGGGGUACAGGGAAUCCAUCCUAUGGGCAAUGGGGAACAGGGAAUCCGUUAUAUGUGUAUUUCGUUGUUUCUAUGUUUCGUGUUUUCUUUGGUGCUUUAUGCGUAUUUGGGGUUUUCUUUUCUCUGAAUCUGUUCUAUGGGUAAUGGAGCGCAGAAGGUCUGUGGACAAAUGAUCUUGGAGAAUCAUAGGCUACUCUUAAGUGUAGUGUGCAUAGUGUACAUUUAACCCCUCACCCAGUUGUUAAUCAAAGCACAGGUAAAAUAUGUAGUGUGCCAAAGCCUACCAAUGCACGACAUAAGGGAAGCAAUGUGGAACAUUUGGGAGAUUUGUCCCAAAAUGUAUAUAGUUCACCUGCUCGUCACGUCAUUCAGGGAGGUGGCAGGAAUGCAAGUGCAGCGCUGGUAAAUUAAAAAUAAGUAACACAUUACCCUAGGGUACUAGUAUUGUGAAGUCACAAAGCACAGUAUGCAUCAUGCUGAGAGCUGGAGCCAUGAGAGCACUCGUAUAAAUCUAGCCACACAUGGAUAUUCACUAAAGAAUUAUUUGGCAGGAAUUGAAUGCUAGACACUAUAGUCACCAUAACAACUACAUCUUAUUGCAUUUGUUUAGGUUAGUAUAAUCAGUCCCUUCAGGCUUUUUGCUGUAAACACGGUCUUUUCAGAGAUUAAUGCAGUGUUUACAUUACAGCCUAGUGAUAAUCCACUGGCCACUCCUCAAAUGGCUGCUAGAGGUGCUUCCUGGGGCAGUGCUGCACAGUGUGACAAAUUCACUGUAUUCACCCUCUGCAUGGAGACACUGAACAUUCCUCAUAAAGAUACAUUGAUUUAAUGUAUCUCUAUGAGGAGAUGCUGAUUGACCAGGGCUGUGUUUGGCUUGUGCUGGCUCUGCCUCCUUGACAGUCUCAGCCAAUAAUAUGGAGAAGCAUUAUGAUGGGCUGUGAUCGAUACUUCUGAUGUCAGCCAAGGAGGCAGAUCAAGGGCAGAGCCAGCAGCAGCAGACUGGAGUAAAGGUAAGAUUUUACUAUAUUUAUGGAGGGCAAGUGAGACCCAGACACUAAAGUGUCAGGAAUACAUGUUUGUGUUGACUCUAUAGUGUUCCAUUAAGGUCAAAAUAGCAAGCUGAAAAUAAAAAUAAAAUAGCAAAAACUCAACCAGGACAGAUAUCCUGGCCAUAGGAGCAACUAAUCAAUCAUUGUUUUGUGUUCUUUUUAUGUAACCCCCAAGUAAUUGUAACCACCAUAACAACUCUGAACCCAUUUUCAGUUCUCAAUGUGGUUUAUAACUGUAUCAAUUUACUGAAAGACCGUCCCCAUAGUCAUCGGUCAUACGGACAGAAUUUCCGGAAUAUAUUCAUUUUUCCUGGAUUUGGCAGCAAACUAGAGCAGGGGUCCUCAAACUCCAGCCCCCCAGAUGUUGCUGAACUACAACUCCCAUGAUUCUCUGGCUCUAUGUAAUUCAAAGAAUCAUGGGAGUUGUAGUUCAGCAACAUCUGGAGGGCCACGGUUUGAGGACCCCUGGACUAGAGGCUCCUAAUUGGUGAAGCCUCUUCCCAGUUAGAGGUGAGGUCUGCCAGAAACUGCAGUCAGCUUCUCUAAACUGUGUAGGAUUUUGGAAAGUAUUUUUUUUAAAUGUAUUUUUUUAUGCAUUUUAUAUAUUUUUCCUAUUGUUUGCCCUGGCAGUAAGGUGAAGAAAGGCCUGUGAGGGUAUAUGAGGUAUGUUCUCAGGGAAUCGGCUGCUCACACAGCUUUACAACAGGGAUUACAAAACCUCUGAGGUCUCGUUCCUGGCCUGAAGCCAUUACAUCUUCAGUUCAUGGAAUAACAACUGUUGGGGUAAUUCCACAGCUGUGCUUUAAUUGCUGAGAAACUCUGAUAAAAUAAGAAGAUACAUAUGAAUUCUGUGAUACUUUUCAAAGAGUUGCGCAAAUUUCUGAAAACCCCAAAAGUAUAAAGUGUUUCCUACAUUUUCUAUUAAUAUGUUUUUCUUAAAGAAGCACUUUAGAGUCAGGAACACAAACAUAUAUUUCUGACCCUAUUGUGUUAAAGCCACAAUCUAAAUCUAAUCUCUCUUGCCUCCCUAAAUAUAGUAAAAUCUUACUUGCAUUCAAGCCUGAAGUUGCUGGCUCUGCCCCUGCCCGCCUCAGACCUGCAAGCUGUCUGUUGACAUCAUUAGAAGUGUUGCUCUGAGCCAAUCACAAUGCUUCCCCAUAGGACUGGCUGAGACUGACAAGGAGGCAGAUAAGGGGCAGAGCCAGCACAAUUCAAACACAGCCCUAGACUUACUUACCUGAACCUGUCCAUUGCGAGAGCCACAUCUGUGAAUACAGCAUUGAGGUCUAUGGAGGAUCCUGCAGGCCUGUUGGAUCCUUCAUAGACACUGCUAAUAUCUCUGAAGCGGUCACUGGGGACGGCUGGGAGAUUGACACUUCUAGAAGGCGGUAGCUUCAUCCAGUGUCUAAGGGAAGAAAUAUAAAACUGUCCCCUGAAAACUAAUUUUUUUAUAUAAUAAUUCUUUCAUCGUGUUUUUUAAAUGAAGUAUGUAGAAAAAAAUUCUCUGCCUUCAGCCGUAUGCACGAGCUUGGGUCAUAUGGGUUUUGAAAACGGACAGUCUCUAUGGUCUUUCCUGCGUCUGUGUAGCAGGAAAGACCAUAGAGACUAACUGUAAAAUUCAAACACUGUUUGACCCAAGGUGCAUGUAUAUGGCUGAAGGAUCCAGUCAUAGACUAAAGAUAACAAUGAGUUUUUCUAAUUUUUUCUUACAUUUCCUUGACAGGUAAAUAUUUUCCCUUGUACUCUAUCAAAAUGACUCAGUCCCGAAGGGCCUGAAAAAAAACAAAAAAAAAACACUCCUAGCAGGCUAAAGUCCUACCAGCAUCCUAAAACAGGCUUGAUGGAGAAUUCAGAGGUUAAAAAAGGGAGAAUUCUCUUUGGAAAUUAAAUCCAAUUAAACCCAAUGUACCUACUGAGUAGAUCAUUUAUUCAUAAACACUAAGGAGUCUGCUAGGAGUAAAAGUUUGUUAAUUAUGGUUUUCUCAACCAUGUCUUUGUUUAUAAUAAAAAAAUAAAAUAAAAAAUUAAAUAAAAAUUAAAGGACCACUAUAGUGCCAGGAAAACAUACUCAUUUUCCUGGCACUAUAGUGCCCUGAGGGUGCCCCAACCUGAGGGUGCCCCCACCCUCAGGGUCCCCCUCCCGCCGGGCUGGAUGGAGACAAGGAGUUAAAAAAAUUACCUCUUUUUCCAGCGCCUGGCGGGGAAUUCUCCUCCUCCUCUCCGCCUCUUCUCCUCCUCUUCGGCUGAAUGCGCAUGCGCGGCAGGAGCCGCGCGCGCAGCCAGUCCAUAGGAAAGCAUUCACAAUGCUUUCCUAUGGACACUGGUGUCUUCUCACUGUGAAAAUCACUCUGAGACAGCCACUAGAGGCUGGAUUAACCCUAACAUAAACAUAGCAGUUUCUCUGAAACUGCUAUGUUUAUAGAAAAAAGGGUUAACCCUAGAUGGACCAGGCACCCAGACCAUCUCAUUAAGCUGAAGUGGUCUGGGUGCCUAUAGUGGUCCUUUAAGCAUCACUAAAUUACAUUUGCUGCCAUUUUUUACACAACUGCAUUUGAAUACCAAAUAAAACAAAAUUAAAAUAUGCAAUGGGACUUUACGUAUUUAUAGUAUAGAAUAGCAACAAUAAAAACAGAUUUAAACAAAAGAAUAUAAAGAACUCUGGAUAGCUGUAACAUCUGCUAAUCUACCAUUAUAUCGUUUUACUUGACUAAUUUGUGUAAUAACCCUUUUAAACCUGGUAGAAUGGCAUUCAACUACAAAUUCCCUAUCCUAAUCACUACUUAAAGUCAAAUAUGUGCACACUGUGCUAAAUAGCCAUCAACGAACAGAUCAUGUGCAAUCGGACGUGUUUGUGAAAAACAAAAGACAACAAGUAGACUAUAUAAUAACGUAAUCGAGAAGAUAAAUACUAUUUGGAUAAAUUGCACUUUAGACAUUUCAUUUAAUUGCAGUGGAGCAGAGGACUCUACAGGACCUGCACUUCCACUUACAUGAUUAUUUUGUCACAUAUUACCCCCUCAUAUCUGAUAAUUAGCCAACCUAGCGAACGCUACAGAUGGCCCAGCAUGCUUCACUGCCCAACCGCUCAUUUAAAAUGAAUACAGUGUAACAGUUUGUGUGGGCAAGUGAGUGGGUGGGAACAUUCAAACAUGCCACCGUGGUAAUUACUAACAUUUAACACUUGCUAUAUGGUUCUACAGAAGCAGAGUUGCCUAUCCUUGCAAUAUAAUGAUCUGAUAAUGAAGACUGCAUUGAGAACGAACGGGAAAUAAUAGUUCAUUUCACACGUACAAUUAAGUGUCAUUAAUUAAGUUAACCAGGCAUAAUAUUUUGUCACUUUAGACCAAACAUUGAUCAUGAAUGAAGGAAGGAUUCAGCAAAUGCAAUUGCAUCAGGGUUGUCAGCUUGUAAACAUUCCUACUCAGUCAGAGGGCCCAAAUCUCAAAUAUUCAAAUUAACUUGGGUGAGAAGACACCGUUCUCCUAUAUUUUAUUCUAAUUAUAUAUAUUUUUUGUAAAACAAUCUGUACGUAAUACCGAUCAGGUCAUAGCUGUUCGUGGGAUGUGCUAUAAUAAUGUCUAUUGUAAUCAACAAAAUGUCAUUACUGUAUAUACGCUUCUAUAAGUUGAAUGCAAUUUUUUGACCAACAAUUGUGAAAUAUACUAUGACUUGUGGAUAAGUCGAGGGUACGUGUGCCCUUAUUUGUACCUUGUUUCGUCUGAUAUCCCCCUGCAUUCAAAUGGAAUUGUUCCCCUUCUGUUCGGUUACAGAAUAGACUCUGAGUGGCCCCCCUUGUUAACACCUCGUAAUCACCGACCAUCCCUGGCUGUUAACCACAAACAAGCAUUCUCUGCGUGGCCGCCAUUCGUAUAUACGAACGCACGUAUUCAAACAAACGUGUGUCCUGAAUGCAGGCAGCUGUACAUGGUAGUCAGCUACGUAAGCCCGCAAACCCCGCUGAAACUUGUACCCCUGCCCGUUCGACUUCCCGACCAGCUAGGAGAACGGCAUUCGGGAGUCCACAUUGCCCCACAUUCAAUGUACAAAACUAGCACUGACUCUAAGUUGACUCUGCGUUUAAAAAUUAAGUUUACAACUAAAAUUUCUCAACCUUUACACAAGUAUAUACGGUAUAUAGAAUUUUUAUAAGUAGUGGACAGCAUCGUGUAUCAUUAGGGAUGGAGACAGAGGUCCAGUUGGUCAGCAGGAUGACAAGUCACUGGUUUAUUUCAUAGCUAAAUGAGUCUCUGACUUUGUUUUAUAUGUUUAAGAUAUUUUAGACUUUACAUUUUCUUAUUUUCCAGUUACUAGGAGUUUCUAUAUUUUUACCACCAAAUACUAUUGCAUCAUGCUUCUUUGCUCACUUGCUGGCUUUUGCUCUGUGCAAACCCGUACCUGCGUUUGUGUCUACUUCAUAUCCCCACGCUCGAUCCCAUUUACUCAAGAUCUACGUAGAUACUCCUGUCUACGUCAGAUAUCCUUAUAACUCAAGACCAUUCAGUCCCUUUAUCCUUCAGCCCCCACUUGUUUUUCUUUAGAAAAAUAUCACAUUGGUUUACACAAUGUUCCCCAUAAUAUUUGUUUAUAUUAACAGAAAGAAAUGAAAUAUGUUAUGCACACACACACACUCAUAACAGCAACAAUAGCGUUGGAUAAAUUGAGUUAAUCCUUUAAAAUAUCAAAGUUCAAAAUUGUCAAGAAUACAUAUUACAUAGUUACAUAGCUGAAAAGAGACUUGCGUCCAUCAAGUUCAGCCUUCCUCACAUAUGUUUUUGCUGUCCAAAAGAAAGCAAAAAACCUAGUCUGGUUACAAUAACUCUAAAGAAAGUAUUAUGAUUUAGGACUGUGACAUCAUCACCAGGAAACCUGGAAAUUUAGAAAAAUGGGAAAUAAUUACUGUAGAAGAAAGGGGAAAUCGCUGUGGCAUUAAGAGGAGGGUGACAAACCAAGAAGACUGUUGAGAAUAAUAUUAAAAAAAGUGGAAUGGGAACAAAACGAGCAAUGAAAUGGAGUCCCCCCAUUUUUGGCUAACGUAAAAGGAAGACUGUACCGUUAGGAAUUAAAAUCUAUAUUCCUAAAGUUAUAGUGCCCUUGUCCCUGUUUAGUGCCCCCCCCCCCACCUCUUUGCAAAGUAAAAAACACAGAGGGGGGGGGAGCUUUUAACUUGCUUUGCCCCCACUGCUUAGAUUUCCUCAUUGCUGCUGUUUAAUCCACCUCAAGCAACGUCAUCAUAGAGGAGUCACUUCCACGUGGGGCGAGAGCUGCGUGUACGUCCAAUCAACUGCAUCUCGUAGGAAAGUAUUGAAAUCAAUGCAUUACAAUGAGCUGCACUUGGACUCAACAGAGUUUCACUCAGUUGUUGCAAAGGAAGUGGUCCCGGCACAUUUAUUGUUUUUUUUUUAGAUAAAGAGCUGGCUGACAGGAGAUAAUUACACGCAUGUUGUCCCACAUGUUACAUUUGUGCAAGGACAGUAUAUAAAGGUUAAAGAUAGAGUGAAUGAAGCGGGAAAGACAUUCUCUCUCCACGCUCUGAAAGCUAGCAUGACAUGCUUUGAUUAACAGAGUAAAUAUAGGAGAGCAGAGCCAAGAGCAGGGAUAUCACAGUCUGCUUUGAGAUAAAGAACAAACAAGUGAGUUUGUGGCUGUGAUUGCAGAAUUUCCCAUCUAAAUGUUUAGACUUUAUAUGGACUUUUCAAAAAAACCUGUUUGCAGGUAAAAUGCUGUGACAUUUAUUCUACAUAGCGGCAAUUAUAGCAAAUUGACAAGGAGGUUGCACAUUAGCCAUAUUCUCUCUGUAGUUUGCAAUUGCAACUCGUUAGUCGGAUCCCCUUAAUUCCCAGUUAUACCGGAUGUGGGUUUUACCUGCAGAAUUGUUCUAACAAACCUUCCUAAGCAAGAGGCCUUUAAAAAUAAUCUUACACCUUUUAAAUCACUAUGGGAUAUUAUGGGGAAUUAAAAGAAACAAGAGUGAAUGCAUACAAGAGCAGACAAACGGAUUCUAUUGUUUCCGGCAAAUAAAGAUGACGAAAACCGUGUAAUGCAUUGUUGUACUUAGAGGUCAAGUUUAAUAAUAUAUAUAUCUGGGAACAACUCAGCACAACCUUCACACUAUUUAAAUAACUCACAUCACCCUCAAACAUUCUAAUCUGUUGCCAAAAUGUAUAUCCUAAUAUGUUCUAUUAAAAUGUACCUGUCAUGUAAUGUUCUAUAAAAAGAGCAUUACAUGUUAUCUAUAUAUUGUGCUUGCAAAUGUAUAGAUUGGGAGAAAAACCUAUGUAAAAAUAUAGGCCUUUCUCCCACCUGUUAAUCAAAUCUUCAGAAUAGACUCUCACUCUAGAAUUAUGGUUAGGUGGUUGCUAUGGUAACUCACUAGCCGGCGCUGCUUGCGGAAGCAUGUCACAUCAAAGAAGACUGCUAGUGGAGAGUAGGCCAUACUACAGAAGUAUAACACACCUCUGUGAGGACAUCCAGAAUUCCCCAGAUCUCAAUCUGAUUAAGCAGGAUGUGCUGGAACAACAAAUCCAAUCCACAACAUUAGGCAGGUAGUUUUAAUGAUGUUGUGGAUGAUCAGUGUAGGCUCGCAAAGCAAUAUCUAAGUUAAUAAUCACUGCAACUAAUCAAAAGGUAUACAAUACAACAGCAGGUCCAGAACAGGUGUGUCUGGAAUAUAACUCCCAGACACCCAUCUACCUGUACCCACCAAAAGUGAUUCUUUGUCUAGCAGUGUGCACCAUCAUGGAAGUAGCAUGCUAAGCCUCAUAAGCACUACAGAUGGAUGUAGAAGUUAUGACGCAGUGGGUCUUUGCUCCUACCCCCCAAAUUUUCUUUCAAAUUAUUUUUGAGUAUUUUAUAAAAAAGGGAGAAAUCUCGGUAUCCAAAGCUCAGCUCCUCUACUGCCUUUUUGCGAUAUUGUUUUAGUUUCUGUUCCACAUUAUUUGCCCAAAGCUGUCCAAAUGUGCAUGGCAUUGAUAGGCCAGGAGCAUUUGGCUAAUCCAGUCACAUCUCUCACAUCCCAUGAGUGCAGAUCAAAGUUGGACAAACAAUAUGGAAGUGAAACUUGCUAGUAACAUUUGCCUGUCCUCUAUAGUCUCUAUGGGACUGGAAAGAAAGUACUUUUUGAUCUUUUCUCAAUUCCUCUCUCUCUCUUGCUAGGCAGCCAUUUUUUGCUGUGUUAAAAUUCAAUGCGCCCAAAGACUCUUUGCAUCGUAUUCACCAAUAUAAGCAGUAGUGUCCCUUCAAACCCUCCCCUCUGAGCUUUACCUGCAUCCUAUUGACACAUGUAAAACACUGAUAUAACAGUGUAGAUUUCUAUAGUGAUAGAUCAGGCCCCACAAUCAGCAGGCUUGGAUUAAAGGCACUUAGGACUGCUCACCAAAAACUGAAUUUGCAUUGGCACAUUCAGAGAAAAUCCUUUGGACUACAGCUGUGAAAAAGUAUAAAUUCAAAAGGUAAAGGAGAAGCUGGCAAACGUUUUUGCACCCUAUCAAUCAGAAAGGGCCUAAAGUGAGGUUCUCGGUUUUCCUCACACCAUGUGCAGUCGUUGAUAUAGUACAAGGGCCUGUAGCUGCCUAUCUCCCCAUCGCGUCCUAUGGAAUGUCGGUUAAUAAACUUAAAAGGUAGAAUAAAACCUCACUGAAUCAUUUUGGGUGAAGCCAUUGCACAACGGUCCCCUUAAUGUGUGGCAGGUAAGGGAUUACCACUGUUUUGGUCGACGUUAUGUCUACCUUGAGGACUCCUCACUUCUAAGCAAACAGAAAGACCAUCUUUAGGGAGUAAGCAUGGUCCAAUGUAGUCAGAUGUCCAUUUCACACAAUACGAAAAAUAAAAUUAAUUGCAAUUCAUUCUGACUAAGGGAGAGUUAAUUUUCAAGGUGAAUAUCUUUGCUUUUGUGUCUACUGUAAAAUCCAAUCUGAAAGCUGUAUUAUUGUCAUCAAGAAGGCGGAUACUUGUGUACUUAAAGGGUUCGAAUGUUUUACUUUGUCUUUGUGCAUUUAAAAAUAGAUUGAGCCAAUCCCUUGUAUAGCAGAGAAUCAUGCAGCAAUAUAUAUAUUGUCAGCUCUAGGAAUCCAGUAAAAUGUUAGCAGUAGUUAUUAGAUAUCAGUUAGGUAAUAUUGCCUUUUACAGCUUGAUUCUGUGACAGAUCGAGGUAUAAACUGAUCACAAUGUGUGUGUUCCGUCUUGGAUUUGUAAGUAAAAUUUACUUUUGUAUAUUCUAUGUUGUGCUGCAAGAUUCUGAAGAUCGUGUGUUGUUCUCUCUCUUAGUAACCCCAGAGGCAAUCGGCUUUCUGUCUGCAGUGGGAGUUUUCAUUGUUCUGUUAGUCAUACUCUUUCUCUUCAUCAACAAGAAGUUGUGCUUCAAGAAAGUUGGAGAUCUUCCGUGUUUGGGUCAACAAGGGAAAAGAAAGAGUUCUAAAGAAAAAUCAGGCGUUCUCCAGGGUCUUGGUAAGUCAUUUAAUCCCAAACUUCCCAUGAGAUUGUUUUAAAAUAAAAUGACAUCAUUAUUAUAGGCAAACAAACCGACUUACAUUUCAUAAAAGGUUAUACAGAAUUGCAUUUUGGUUGAUUAAAAUACAUGAAACCCGAUAAUAUUAGUCAGUCUAUAUUGUUGGGUUAGGUUAGACUUUAAGUAUUGCAGGUAACAGACACCAUUCAAAUAGAGUCUCACUUGUUUUCCCACCGAUUUGUGGUGUUAAUAGCAAGUCUAUAGAAAGAAUAACAGGUAUGGCCUUUUUUUUGUUCUCAUGCUGCUGGACCCUAUUCUCCUCUUCUGCUUUUACGUGUGUCUAUAUCCUUUUAUUUAGUCAGCUGUAAUUCUUCAUCCUGUAUUUUUUUAUACCUUCUUCUGUAUCCAGAGUAUUCCCUUCUCCUUCUAUCGUCACCUCUCUCUGUGUUACUGUUACCUUUGUAUCUACAUCUAGUCUAUGUAAAUGGCACCAGGUAAGCCUCCAACAGUCGAAGUACACCUGUUUUAUUCCAGCCUGUCAAGACAUGAACAAUGCCAAGCUGCCAUCUGUAAAAUAUAUCUUGUCUCGAAAAUGUGAAGAUGCAUUGAUCUGAAGAAUUAAUCUUUGCCAUGUCUACUAACAAUGUAAAUUAGCGACUGGGCAGCCAUUAAUGCUCUGUUGCUAGAAAAAGCCCCAUCUGAUUCCAUGUGCACCUGGGGUGGGGGCACGUGGGGAACUAUGUCUCCCCCAUUAUUUCUUGCAACUGGGCAGCAAUAGCUAUGGUUAUGCAAUUACCUCCUGAAUUAGCCAUGAGUAUUCAAUUUAAAAUUGGGGGAUUAGAUUUGCCUUGGGUUCUUGUAGUAUAUGUGGUUUUAUCGUGGGCCACUCCAAGAAAUAUACCCAGUUUUGUUUAGUUUCUAUUAAAGUGAGAAUUCAAUUCAAAAUGAAUUUAAAAUUUAUGUUCAAAAUAGCCAGAAUGGAAAAUUUUUCUAAGUCCACUCUAAGUUCAGCUCGACUACUCUGGCCUUAAAAUUGAAAUUGACUUUGAAUUAUGACUUUAGUUAAUAACCCUGAACGUCACCGUGUCUUCUCGCGUGUGAACAACGUGUAGGGCAGAAACUCUGACUGAUACGGUGUCUCAGCCAAGAACAAUCUUAUUCUGCUUCUGCCACUCUCUGUCCUUCUCAUACGACAACGCCCUAUCCCAUCUCUCUGCCUUUCUAUCUCCCUAAGCUGAAUUCUAGUCUUCAUUUCUACAGGAUGUCUUCCCACCUUUAUAAAGAAUGCAAAAUUGCCAUUCCAUAAAGACUGCAUUGUAAAGAAUUAUGUGUAAUUACAGCGCUACGGAAUCUGAUGGCGCUAUAUAAAUAAUAAAAUAAUAAUAAUAAAGAUGGUAAUGUUUUAGAGACCAAGUAAAAAUGAAUUAUACGCUUUUGGAGCCUUUAAUGAAACGGUCAACUGUAAUAUAACAUAAGAUUUAGAUCUAUAGAUCAACAAGUGACAGGGGAUAGACAAGUGAUUUUACAGGUUUCAUUAUAGGAAAUGUAAUUAGUGUAAUUUAAUAAUAAAAGAAAAUUAAAUCCUGUUUCAUUGUCUUCUUGGCCACCCGUGUGUCUGUCUUUUUUUCUGUGUCUGUCAAUUGUAACGGUGAACUUUUCUUGGUGAGUCUUACUCUUUCUAUCAUUUAUUAGACUGGAUUUUGAUACUAACUAUAAGAGGGUCUAGUUUGUGUUCAGUUUCUUCUUGUGAUGUUAAAAUCUGUUGGUGUGAGCAUAUACUGUUUUUCAAUAUUGUUGUGUGCGCUUCUUCCUGUUUUGGCAUAUCUUUUCACUAAUUGUCUUCUAUACAACAUUACCUUGUAUCUCUGGCAGUAGGAGCUCUGUACAUUGAUUUGUUCGCGAGAGUUAAGAAAUAGGCACUCGGCACCAGUGUGUGCUGCCUAAAAGGAUCCCCAAUGUAGUUCAUAAAAUCCAUUUAAAAAAAAAUAAGGUCUUAACUCUACAUAGAACUAAAUUCAUAUUUAUGCCACCAUCCAUGACCUGGCAACAUUUUCACCGGCUCAGAUCAUUGUCUCACCGAAGACAAGACCUCAACUGGUUCAAUCACUGCUUGGUAUACUCUUGAUGGUGAAACAAAUUGUCAGAAUCACAUGAUCUUGCAGCUUUGUCAUAUGUGUUUUUGCAAUAACGGUUUAGAAAAGUUAUGAGUCAGCUUAAAGAUUGAAAUAAAUAAAAUUUGAAUUUUAGGUCAUGUUUCCAUUUGAGUUAGGAUUUCUGAGGCUAGACCAAAUAAUUUUAAACCUCUAAAGUAUAAUGUAUAAUUUUCACACUUCAAUAUUAAUAUGAGCUAAAGCCCCCCACCCCCUUUUUUUAUUUUUUAGAUUUAUAGUUGCUACAUAUGUUAAAUUUUUAAAAAUAUGCUAUGCACUGUGCAGUCAUCUUGUACCCUAUGGAAUAAUUAUUGAUUGGACUGUAAAGGAAUGCAUUAAUCUCUUUAAAUGACUGCUGGAAAGUCUGUUAUAAAAAUGGGGUUUGGGUUUGGGAACAUUGAAGUUAUGCAGGUAUGUUGGCAUCCCCUUGGGUACAAGUCGAUAGGUUUUAAAAUGAACUGUGAAACAAAGUGUCCAUAAUUUUAAUGAUGCUUAUUCUGUAGCUCGCAGAACUAAAACUGUGGCCUAUUUGCACAACUGAACACCUGAAGUUCUUAAGAUCAUCUCAUUCUGGUCAUGGUGGUAAACAUGGCCUCUCAGAAUUUCUUCCAGCCAGUCUCAUCGUGGAUCUCCCGCAUGUGUGAAGCCGUUCAUAUUACAGGAGAAGGCUCUAUAUCAAACUCAGUCGCAAACCUAAACAAAACUCAGUCAGCGGGCGACAGCGAAGACGACUCUGAAUUUGAGGAAGAACUUUAUGUAGAGCCGGAAGAAGAUUCUGAGGAAGAAGAAACAUGCUUUUCCAAAGAAGAUUCAAGUAUGCUCCAAGAAGAAUCUCCUACAGAUAUUUCUACUACGUCUAAACGAAUGGGCAGAGAGAAUGAAGAAACCAGCUGGCCAGAUACUCUUCCUUCAAUACCAGAAGAGGAAGAAGAAUCUUUAUUCAGUCAGAGAAACGGCACUGAUUAUUCUACACUGAGCAAUAUAGGAACUAUUAGUGGUAAGCAAUACUUUGCAGGUAAGAUCUAUGUUUGUGAAUUAAGGCCUCCAAGACAUUUUUUCUAUUAGCAAAUACCCCUUGUUUCAAUAAUAUUUAUCUGCUGCAGAUUCAAAUCACAUUUUAAAAUGGGCUAACACAACAGUAACAACAUCUUAUUUAGGAAGUCAUGUCUCUCGGGCAAAUAUAUGAUCGGGACUUAUUUCCAGUUUUGUGAUGUCCCCGCAAUGAGUUGGUCAUGACCCUUCAAUGAGUAUAAUUAAUGCAAUGUAGAAAAAAACAAAAAAAACAACCACAACAUAUAUAUUCCCACCACAAUCUAGUUUUGCAUAGGGUGUCACGUCACCAUCUGUCAGAAUCAUUGAGUAGCAGGUGGUUAGUCAACAUUCAGCUCUUCCAAGCAAUUCUGCUGCCUUGACCAUCUUGCAUACCCCCUGGAUUCUAAGAUGUGUCAUUUUGUAUUAUGUAAAUAGUUGGAUGAAAGGAGAAGCACGUGUUCUGAAAGCCAAUAGCACUUCUGUAAUAGGUGCACAGUGACAUAACAUCAGCAAAACAAGUGAAUUUAUGGAGGUUCCUUCUUCAAACCAACUGUGACAGAGGAUGUAUGAAGAUGAAACAGGCUAAAUUAGAAGUUCUACUUUCACGUCACCUUUUGUCAAAAAGAAUUAGAUAUAUAGGUAUAUAAGAUAGAGCAGAUAGAUCAUAUAAAAAAAAAAGUAAAAAAAAAAAAAAGUUACAAAAAAAGUAUUUGACCAGGAAAAAUAGAUUUAGCUUGUGGUCGUUUUUCAAAUACGUCCUGGGAACCAGAUGUUAUUAUAGUUGAUACAAAUUGGCUUUAAAAAAAAAAAGCAAAUUGGCUUUAAAAAAAAAAUACUCUCAGAGUAUUAUGGAUUCUGAAGUGGUAUUAUAUUUUAAAACACAAUUUUAUACAAUAUGAAACACCAGCCUAUUUUUGUGUUUUUAACAAAUCCUGAACUUGGCAAAAAAACCUUGAAAAGAAAAAGGAAAGCAGUACAUCUCCUGCUAUUGUAUGUUCUUUCUUAAAGGAUCCAGUGACAGGCAGUGCAUAUAUUUCAUGUAAAAUAUUUGUAUGUAAAAAUUCUCAUGACCUAUUUUCCAUAGCCUAAGAUAUUUUAACGCAUAUUUUAACGCAUUAAUUAAAAAUAAAUUAAAUAAUGAGAUGGCAUAUUACAAGAAAGAUUAAAUGAGAUACUGAAAAAAUGUUAUGAUAGUGUUCCUUUAAUGUUACCAUUGUUAACUCUGUUGCCUAAAGCAUGGAAACAAAUGGUUUGCAUUCAUUGCUUAGAUACUUCAUUUACACAGGAGAGUAAUCCUGAAAAUACAUUGUAAGGCCAUCUGCCGUGCCCGUAUCUUCUUGCUGUCCCGGAAAAACAUCCGUGCCUUGCUACAAUACAUGCAAUCAUCUCACUCCCUACACAGAUCCAUGUACUGCCUUAUCUACACACACCAAACAGACCUUUGCUCUCAGGUGCCACCACCUGCUGUGGAUACAUAGUUAAAGUAAGGUAAAAGCAGAGUAUGGUCUCAUGUUGACUUUUUAACAGUGCUCUCUAUCAGCAUGACCACUACGGCUCUGUGUAUAGCGCCACUGGGCGCAUUUUUAACGUACGUCACAAAAUUGUGAAUCUAUCUUUUUAAUCCUCGAAAUGCAGCACAUAUGAUUAAAGAGUAAAGGAAGAAUACCCUGUAUAUGCCAAAUGAUGUGCAUUUGAACGCACAUUUAAUCCAUGUCCAGUAUUGUCAAACUUCUCUAUGGUGAUAAAUGACAUAUAGUACUUGGGUCUUACUAUGUAGAUAUUGUAUCUCAGCAGCUUACACUUGCUCCAUUGUCAGUGAGGUUAUUAGUUUACAUUCAAAGCUACGAUAAGCAUGAUUAUAGCAAAUUAAGGCCCUAACCUGGCAGUCAUCCUAUUAUAAAAUGAAUUAUAAAGACACACUAAGAUCCUGAUGGCUAUUGUGUGAUAAUAAAUCAGUCUUUUUCUAAUCCGAGUAUCUCUGAAGAACACAAUGUCUACAUUUCUCCCUGUUUCGCAGUUCAGAAGGUCUAUUUAGAAUAGCAGCUUAUAAAAUAAACUGGCAGAAACAGAAAGAGAUGCUGAAUGCUUUUUGUUUCCAUGGAAACGGUUUUGGAUACUUUUAUUUCGAGCUUUUGCUAAAUUAACAGAGAAACCGGGCAAACCUAAAUUAGUCUUCAGGAAUAAUACGGCAGGCUUAAAGCACUCAGAAACCAUCUUUCUUUUCUCUUUAAUUGUGGUUCCUGAAUACCUUUAAGUACCUUUACUUAGUUCUUAUAAAAAUACAGUUAGCUGUUCUAUGGGGUUAUUAUUUUAUUUUUAUUUUUUGUAGUUCAUUGCAGGAAAUGGCCAGAUAUUCUGCCAACCUGUUCUGCACUGAAGGCACCAAGAAAUUAGCCAAAGUCUAAAAUUAAAACUGAAUGUAAAGAUUUAGGCAAAAAUAGAUGAUCUAGAUAAAGUAUCCAAUGCUGCUUUAGUCACAUUUUUUUGAAUUUAAAGUAGAUCUGUCACUGUCUUGGGAAUUUGCAUAACUUGCAAUGGUGGUAUCGCCGCUGGUGGUCUGGUGGCCGGGAAGGGGGGGUGCAGGCAAAGGUGAGUUUUACUUACCUGAACCUGUCUUUCGCCAGAACUGCUUCUGUAGAGCCAGGAAUCGGCAUCACUGCUAUACUCUCGCACAUCCGCAAGAAUCCAGCAUUGAGAUCCCACAAAGUCCUCCAUAGAAAAAGCUCAAUUACUUACAGUAGUCAAAGGUGAUGGCUGGGGGAAAUGACAUGGCUUGAGGGUGGUAGCUGAAUCCAGAAUCAAAUCAUUGUCAGGUGGAGGAACAAUACUGAGUCAAAGUAGUCCUUACUUUGUCUCAGUAUAUAUUUUCACUGGGCUGGAUUUUCAAUGGAAUUCCAACAGUCAUUAUGAGUAUAUCAUAAAGUUUCUAUGUUUAUGAAAUAUUAAUUUUGCAUGGGGAGUGUAUGUGUGUGUAACAGUCCGCUUUAAUUUGAGAAAAAAAUGUAGUUAAGUGAAUAAUCUUGAUAAUAUUGAAUAUAUCUAUCAUAUGCUCCUAGACAAAUGGAUUAUUUAGAAAAAUAGGUGUUGCAUUCAUUUUUUAUGCAUUUGCUUCUCGUAUUUGCACUUAUUUAUACUCUUAGUUGUACCGAAAUUUUCCUUACUAUGUCUUUUUCAUCAUCUCAUUUCCCUGUUCCUAUGUUGUUCUAAUUUGUUUGACACAUGUUUUGCUUCCAAGAAAAGGUGAGCAGUGCCACCAUCCUUCCUUUUUAAUGUACAGAAAUAGAACAAUCAAAAAUGCCAAUGAAAGCUUGCCGUAUUCUGUAAAUAUAGCCAAUGGUAAAAAUCAACAGGAAAGGAAAAAAAUCCAAAAGAGAAAAUGGCAAAAGACAGAUAAUUUUGGUACACUACAGAAAAUACAGACAUAAACGUCACUAUAUAUUAUAUAUAUAUAUAUAAAGGGUAGAGUAACAGUCUACUUCAUAUUUAAGCCAGUUUUUGUGAGUGUAAAUUUAAUAUGAACGCAAAUGUGACAAUUUCUAUACAUAACCCCUAUUAUGUCUUUGUAUCACUCCUUAUAACUGUAAGAAAGAAGUUUUUACCGUGUGAUUGUAUUCUAUAUUCCUAUAUUGUAUUACAGGGUAUUUAUCCUUGCUGUAGAACACCUGUGACAUGAAAUUCUUUCUGCGAUGCACAUCAUUAAGAUGAUGAUUAUUGCAGAAUUGCUUAGUCAAUAAACAGAGCAUUGUGGUAAACAGAGACCCGAAUUGAACACAUUCUCAAAUUCAUCAGUUUUCUGAAUUUUUGGGAUUUGGUUUUUAGUUCACAAUUUACUCUUGGGGGAUUAAAAGUGUUAAUGGUUUAGUAACCUGGCGAGUAAACUAGGUUGUAGAACUGAACAUCUGAUAUGCUUACAGGCAGCCCUGUUAGCCAUGAUGAACUGGUAAUCUCAUAAUCUCCAAUUCAGCACAUAGAUUGAUCAGGUAGAUCUAAUGGGUAGGUAGAUUUUAUUGAGCAAUAUCGAUCGAUCAAUCCAGCUAUCCUGCUUCUUACAGUUCACCAAAUUAAGUCUGGAGAAUGUGUUUUGAUGUCCAUACUUGGUUUGAGUUCAUCAACUCUCAUGGAUCACGAAGCUCAUGCUGAUAUGGAACAAAAUCUUCCAAUAUACAAAAUGUGUACGCAAUCAUGUUGUACAUUAAUAAAAUAAUAAUCGUCUCUAUAGACAAUGAAACAAAAAAAAACAAAUCUAAAACAUGUGAAUGAGGGUUAUUUACAAACACAUUUCAAACUUUUGGAUUUUUUUAGUCUACAGUGUGAAAUCCCCUGGUCUGAUUUCACAGUUUAGAGAGUAACCUUGUACAUAUAUCUUGGGCUCAUCACUAUACUGGGAUAAUUUUAUCAGUAGCGAGAAUUAAAAGGAACACACUGGGCACCAUAACCACUUAAUCAAAAUUAAAUUGUUAUGGUGCCAGGAGGUCCCUUGAGCUGGCUUACCUUUAGGGGUUAAACCGUUCACAAAUAGUUUAGCACCAAAGUCUCCUCUCAAUCGCCAUUUCUCUGUGUCCCCUCCAACAUCCGCUUUCUAAAAACCUUCAAUACAGAGACCAGACUGCCUCAGCAGGGCAGGGGUGCAGCUGAUUGUCUUACAUCGGUUAGCCGACGCUCUAAACGUCAGUAGCCCCACAUUCUUAAAAAAUAAAAAAAAUAAAAAAACGGCUUGAGAAACAUACAUAUUUUACACAAGAGGUUUUCUGAAGUUGUUGAAGUUAUGGUGUCUGGCAGAUCCCUUUAAAGCCAAUGGCAGUCAAAACCUUUAUACACGUACCUAGUCACAUACACUGCAAUUAAUAUAAAACGCUCUUGUAUUCCUCCGUUACUCAACAUUAUUGGUGUACUCCAUACCAAAAAAAAAAAUGCUGUGGGUUUUUUAAUUCUGAUAAUUACAAUGCUCUUAGAAGAAUCAUAUUGCCUUUUAUUUCUUAAGUCUCGCUUUGUUUUCUGUAGCGAAAGCAUUCUGAUUGCCAGCAGAAUUUAAAAACAUGUAUUAUGCUACCCAACCAUUUCCACGCAAGCCUUUUCUAAAGGGCCCUGCUUUCUUUCAAGGACAUAAAAAACACCACUUCUGUAGCGCACCCUGUCUUUUAAGAGUUAUUGUAUAAGUAGCCUUUAGAUGGAACAGCAGGCUUACAUGCUGUGUAUAAUAUUCGUUGGCGUUGAACAUAAUGUCUAAAACGGGAGAGGGGGAAGUAGAAAAUAUAUCUAAACCCUUCCACUUUUGCCUGAUGUCAUCAUUUGCUUUAUUCAAACAGCUGAAGAGUGUAGAAGAGAGGGAAAAAGCAUUGGUGAUAAGACACUUCUGUGCGCACACACAUGAGAAUACUUUGUAGCGAUCCCAAGCCUCCGGCUGGAUGGGCACCAUGGGUGUUGAAGAUAAUGGUGGCAGAAAUGUAUAGAGUUGGGUAUCUCUCAAUAUAUAGAAAUAAAACAUUACUAUCUGCCGUCAGUGACGGAUUGAUAACUUUUUUCUACUUUUGUUUGGUAUCAGCAAAAUCUAUCAGAAUCCAAACUUAAGAAAACCAUUUUUUUCUUCCUGGUAAAAGCACAAAAGGUAUAAAACUUUGAGUUAAAACUGGGCCUAAAGCAUGAUUUCAUUGUUGAUCUCCGUGUGUCAUGAGGGUAAUAAGGAAAAAAAUAAAAUGGCGCUUUUGAGGGGUUUCCAACUACGUUGCAGCUUAAAGAUGCAUUGAAAUGCAGAUAGGUAAUAGGUGUAAGAUUAGCCCAAUAUGUUCCAUAUGGUACUAUAGUCUAUAGGAUGCUGAAACAGACAUAUUGUAUACAUGGAUUUGUUAUGUUAGCUUAUUUUUAGAGUUAUAUUUUACAGCACUUAUUUAUCCAAUAAUUGACUCAAUUAAUUAUUAGUUAAUGUUGCUUGUAUAUGUCGUCAAGUCAGGGGUGGAGUUUGUAUGGUUGAUUCUACUUAUGCGAUAUCUUGUAGAACUAUUUUGGAACAUUGGUUAUAUGUUAGAAGAGUGUUCUCAAGUCACUUUAUAUCGCUGUUUAUUUGAUUGCCAUGUUAAAGUACAGCUAAAGGACACCCUGGAACACUGAAGCACUUAAUCUUCCUGAAGUGCUUUAUGUGUGAAGAGUGUGUCCUAUUUUUCCUUUUGCAAAAACGGCAGAUUUCAAUACUAAUUUACACUUUUAUAAACAAACCUUGUUGCAUCCUCCUGGCUGACAAUCAGAUAACCGAUCCUGUUUCUUCCUGGUUUGGUUAGCUCAGUUGCACUGAACUCAAGAAGCAGCCUUGCAAAGACUUCACAUUGAGCUGCAUUGGGAAACCUGUGAUUGGACAGCCACAGGAGGUCUGGGUGGGGUUAGAAGGGGAGGACUUGCAAAGGCUGUAGACAAAAGAUUUACCGCUUUUUGAAAGUCCUUUCAUAUUCCCAAUGAGAAAUGGAUAACUAAAUGCAUGCAUGGUUUUAGUUUGGUAUAGUUACUUAACUGAAAUUUGUAUUUACUUUACUGGGGCAGUGGAGUACCCCUUUAAGUCCCCUUCUGGAGAAUUGCUAUCACCAAAGCUUGCUGCUGGCUUAAAGGGACACUGCACAUCACUGAAGCACUUUAGCUUAAACUCAUGAUGCAGUGGAGUGUCCCUUUAAGGCCAGAAGUAGCCAAACUGUAAAAAUUAUCCAAAUUAGCCGUGCUUACAGUCCGUCUACUUUGUCAUUAAAUGUAAAAUUUUCUUUCAAUGCAAUUUGAAUUGCUGGCAAUUCUCACGUUGGUAAAUAACGUGGUCUGUCUGCCUCUCGGCAUCUAUCUACAGAAUUUGCCCUUUUUUUCCCACUUUGUCUAAUAGUGCAAGGUGUUCACACACAAUCAGAAGCAUUCCAAGGGGCAAUGCGAUUUCACAAAUGAAGAAAUACCAUUCAUUCUUAUGGGGCUAUUUGUAUGAGCAAGGACUAGGGUUGAUUUUUUUUCGUUUUAGUAUUGAUAUGACUUGUUUUAGGGUCUCAUUUGCAUGAAUGAACGAUGCACGGCUAUUUUAUGAAGCAUGGUUUGGGGAAAAAGAUAAUGUCAAGAGCCUCUAUUGUAUCUUUUCCUAGUAACCAGUUAUGGGGAGGAUGAAGAACUAACUACAUCUUCAGACAGUGAUGAAGAAGUGUUUAAGCAGUUUCAAAUCUCAGUAUCACGCUCACAGAGUUUUCGCUCAACAGUAUCUGAAAAGGCAACUCAAGCCGGCUCAGAAAAUAAACAAAAAUUCAACCGUUUGCUCUCAAACCACGAGGAGCAGAGUACAGAGGCCUCUGAAUGUGAAGGUAUUUUAUAACCCCCACUGUCACACACCCCCAAAAAAUAAAAAAAUUACAUUUACUGUUUCACCCUCCCACCCCCCAAUAAAGUUAUAAAAAACUAAACAAAAAAAACAAUAACCAUGAAAGCAUGUGUCAUGAAUCUGCAGCAUUUGGAUGUUUUGAAGCAUGAAAUAUAUUUUUUGUUGUGAUUUUUAAAUAUUGUUUACCAUGUUUACUUCAUUUAAAAUUAUUUUUAUUUUUAAAAUUGUUUCACUUUUUCUUUUUAACAGAUACUUAUUUUUUUCUAGCAAUUAAAACUAUUUCCAAUGAACUUGUAAUGUCUUAUUUUAAGAUUCUGGGGUUCAUUUACUAAAGGGUGAGUUCAGUUUAGUUAAAAAAAAUGAAUUGAGACAUAUAGAGAGAUACACAAGAAAAUAUUUUACACUAUGGACACAUGUAAAAUAUGUGUCAUCCACAACAAUAAAUAGUCCCUAUUUUGCAACCAGACUGAUGUUAUGAACCAGAAUAGGGUAACCACAUAUCUUACUAAAAUUAUCUGUCCUUUUAAAGUGUUCUAUACUUUACAAACCCUCAGGCCAAUACAAGGUCCUGUAAUAAACUUUAAUGGCUUCGAGGUGGGCAUAACAUUUAAGAAAAAGAAUUGUGUAGAUAUAUUUCACCCCAGGUGUACUAUACCGCUUCUGACUGAUGUCCAUAAGAGUGGCAGAUACAAGGACAGGGGAUAGAAGCUAUUGAUUGAAAAUAUAAAAGAAAAAAAAAAAUAGAAAAAAAAUAAGCAGGAACACAAUGCACACACACACACACACAGAAACGUCUAAUGGUAUUUAACGGACUGUAGCCCACAAUAAUUUUAUUUAUUUUAAAUUUUAUCUGCGUAGAUUUGGAUGUGCUGAGUUACCAGUCGUAUUACGAAGACGAUCACCUAUCAGUUCACUCAGGACACAUAUCAGAGGCUGGAGAAGUCCAAAAUGGUUCAAGACAGGAAGCAGAGUCUCACUGUAGUGUUAGUCGUCAAGUCACUGAUGGAGGACAGGAGAUGGAAACGGCUUUUAGCAACAAUGGGUUUGAAGGAAAUGAUGCUACAGACAGCUCCUCUGCAUGGAGCCCAGAGGUAGGACCUUUUUAACUGUACAUCUCUCCCCUUCUUGUUGUGAGCAGGCCUACUUAUCCAAAUGAUUUGGUUUAGAUGGCUGAAUUUAACAGACCAAUUGUUGCGGGUUGAGUCCUUUAGGACUGGCAUAGGCUUUGUGCGCAUGCAUAUAUUGUUACUAGAACGCACACAGAGUACUACUGCCGUAACUUUACAUGGGCAUUGAAUUAGUGACUGAAUUUGUUCAUCCACUUUUUGCUGCUAAAGUAAACAUAAUGAGCUGCAUUGGAUACAAAAAUUAAAAAGGUUAUUAUUUCUUGCUUUGUAUUUAGUCAAUUUUUUUUUUUUUCCCCCAAAUAUAGUAUUUGUAUAAUUUUAGGGCAAAUUUUCACUAGCUGCAAGCUUUGUCAUCUUGUAUUUUUCAUCCAUUUAUCUUAAACUAAUUCAAUAUUCGCUCAUUUCAAAAUUCUGUACCCUUUAGUCAGUCUUCCCACUUGGCACCAAUCCUUUCUUCAUGUAUUCUCUUCCCAAGAUACGUAUCCUGACUUCCUUUCUUAUUGAGUCUAUCUCCACCAAUUUAAUUUCCUUUACAAAUAAGUCACCCUCGUAGUCUCCCUCUCUCAUUCUAACACCUUCCACCUAAUCUUCCCAAUUAAUCUUCAUUUAAUUUCCUUCUCAUCAUACACCACCCUAUGACGUCCUUCCAUCUCCCAUCCUUGUUCUAUAACAUCCAUUCACAUCGAAUCUCUUCCUCCUCAUUUAUUUUCCACCAACAUUUAAUUUCCCUUAAUAGUCAGCUCACCCUCAUACACUACUUAUUCCAACACCACAUUCUCUUCCACCACAAUCACCUUAUCCUACCCAUCUUUCAAACACAGAAAAUCAUAUUCCCCCAGUCCUUUAUCUCCACCCAGGUUUUUUUCAUUGAUGGUAAGUAGGCCCUGCCCAGGUCACCCCAUUACUACUCGAUCUUCCUGCAUGCUCUGUAGAUAGAAUGAGAAGAGGCUAAUGAGGGACUUCAUGAUAUAUUCUCCUGCCAUCCAUUAAUAAGAACACCAUGGUCACACAGUCCUGGUGAGUGAUGGAAUAAAUUAGAAGUAACAGGGUGGUAUAGAGCAGCAGUAAGUGUUCCUUGAAUAGGAAAACCACCAAUGGUAUUAGGCAUUAUUACUGCACCGCGUCUACCUUAUCAUACAAGUUACACGCUGGUAGGCCAAGAAAAACACAUAUGUUAUAACAUAAAAUGGCUACGAGUCCCAAACAGGCGCCGGACGAGCUGCCAUUUGGACAGCACUAGAUUACAGUAUUCAAUACUUCACGUGUAUAACCAUCCAUACAUUCACUGGCAAGCAAUUCUCUGACAGCUACAAAGAUAAAAUAGAGUGUGCUACUAAAUCACGAUCAACAUUUUCAUUUAUAACCUUUGGUAAAACAAUGCUGAUGUCCAAUUUCUGUGAUCUCGAUACACUUUAAAAUGACAUAUCUCCCAACUUAGGGAGGUAGGAAAAUGGGACAGAUGUGGGAGGGCUUCGGGUGAUACAACGUGCACUAAUGAGCCAGCUUUAAUAACUUUAAUAAGUUGCAAUUAGAAUAAACAAACUAUGAGCUGCCUUGAAAACAAAAAAACAAAACAAAAACAAAGACGUCCAGGAAUUGGCUUUCACAUAGACAGCCUCAAUGACAAAUCCAGAGAAUUUCCACAGAAAUAGUGUUAUAUAUACAAAACUAGUCUCUUCAAACACUUAAAGGGAAGUUAUAGUUCCAAGAAUACAAAGUAAUAUUGGUAAUAACAACGACUGACAAGGAGCUAAGAUGGAGGCGGCUCUCUCUAUACUGACUGCCAGGUGUAAAGGGCGGAGCUUAUAACAAUGAUUGACAGGGAGCUAAGAUGGAGGCGGCUCUCUCUAUACUGACUGCCAGGUGUAAAGGGCGGAGCUUAUAACAAUGAUUGACAGGGAGCUAAGAUGGAGGUGGCUCUCUCUAUACUGACUGCCAGGUGUAAAGGGCGGAGCUUAUAACAAUGAUUGACAGGGAGCUAAGAUGGAAGUGGCUCUCUCUAUACUGACUGCCAGGUGUAAAGGGCGGAGCUUAUAACAAUGAUUGACAGGGAGCUAAGAUGGAGGCGGCUCUCUCUAUACUGACUGCCAGGUGUAAAGGGCGGAGCUUAUAACAAUGAUUGACAGGGAGCUAAGAUGGAGGUGGCUCUCUCUAUACUGACUGCCAGGUGUAAAGGGCGGAGCUUAUAACAAUGAUUGACAGGGAGCUAAGAUGGAGGUGGCUCUCUCUAUACUGACUGCCAGGUGUAAAGGGCGGAGCUUAUAACAAUGAUUGACAGGGAGCUAAGAUGGAGGCGGCUCUCUCUAUACUGACUGCCAGGUGUAAAGGGCUGAGCUUAUAACAAUGAUUGACAGGGAGCUAAGAUGGAGGUGGCUCUCUCUAUACUGACUGCCAGGUGUAAAGGGCGGAGCUUAUAACAAUGAUUGACAGGGAGCUAAGAUGGAGGCGGCUCUCUCUAUACUGACUGCCAGGUGUAAAGGGCGGAGCUUAUAACAAUGAUUGACAGGGAGCUAAGAUGGAGGUGGCUCUCUCUAUACUGACUGCCAGGUGUAAAGGGCGGAGCUUAUAACAAUGAUUGACAGGGAGCUAAGAUGGAGGUGGCUCUCUAUACUGACUGCCAGGUGUAAAGGGCGGAGCUUAUAACAAUGAUUGACAGGGAGCUAAGAUGGAGGCGGCUCUCUCUAUACUGACUGCCAGGUGUAAAGGGCGGAGCUUAUAACAAUGAUUGACAGGGAGCUAAGAUGGAGGCGGCUCUCUCUAUACUGACUGCCUGGUGUAAAGGGCGGAGCUUAUAACAAUGAUUGACAGGGAGCUAAGAUGGAGGUUGCUCUCUCUAUACUGACUGCCAGGUGUAAAGGGCGGAGCUUAUAACAAUGAUUGACAGAGAGCUAAGAUGGAGGCGGCUCUCUCUAUACUGACUGCCAGGUGUAAAGGGCGGAGCUUAUAACAAUGAUUGACAGGGAGCUAAGAUGGAGGCGGCUCUCUCUAUACUGACUGCCAGGUGUAAAGGGUGGAGCUUAUAACAAUGAUUGACAGGGAGCUAAGAUGGAGGUUGCUCUCUAUACUGACUGCCAGGUGUAAAGGGCGGAGCUUAUAACAAUGAUUGACAGAGAGCUAAGAUGGAGGCGGCUCUCUCUAUACUGACUGCCAGGUGUAAAGGGCUGAGCUUAUAUCAAUGAUUGACACGGAGCUAAGAUGGAGACGGCUCUCUCUAUAUUGACUGCCAGGUGUAAAGGGCGGAGCUUAUAACAAUGAUUGACAGGGAGCUAAGAUGGAGGUGGCUCUCUCUAUUCUGACUGCCAGGUAUAAAGGGCGGAGCUUAUAACAAUGAUUGACAGGGAGCUAAGAUGGAGGUGGCUCUCUCUAUACUGACUGCCAGGUGUAAAAAGGUGUCGAUUUCUACAUUUAAAUUUUUUUUUUUUUACAGUUUACAGAUACAUAUUUAUUAAAUAAGGGAUAAGUACCCAUGGGUAGUGACGGUUCCCCUUUCAAGUUUAAUGACAACUUGAACUGUUCACUAAAAAAAAUCUGUAUUUAUGGAGGGGGAUAUUGUACCGAACAGAUUGUAUCUAGUUGAAAUAAAGUUGUUGUUUUUUCCUAAAUGAAAUUAAGAAGAUUUUUUAAUACCUUUUUUGUACGUUUCAAAUUAUGCAACAAAUAUAUCUUAAAUAAAAAUAAACAUAUCAUGUAAAUAAAUACACUCUUCUUUUUCCAUUGAUACGUCUUUACUCUAUUUGAUAAAUUGAAUUUAUGUUUAAUAACAUAAAAGCUUAAAAAAAAAUUGCAAUCAAAUUCAUGUUUAUUUGUUGAAAAAGUAUCUCCUAAGCUGAAUUUAUCUUUUCUAGCAUGGACCCUGUGCCAGAUCUGUUUACUGAACAACGUGCCCUCGGAUCAUUAUAACAUAUAAUCCUAUUUAGUCUAGUUUUUAUUAAGAUAACUGGUCUCCAUGGAAACUAUUGCAUCACCGAUAUUCUGCCCCGUUUAUAUUCUCACUUUAAAUGAGCGAAACAAUCUCUUAUCAGUGAAUUAUUUUGAAUACAGAAUAAAUUGUUCUGUCCUUUUUCUUAGAAUUUAUUGGGCUUGUAUAAUAAAAAUCCAGAAAAUAAACCGCUUUCCUGUAAUUAAACUAUUUUCAAGUGAAAUUAAAUGACUAUGAAAUGCCAUUUUACCUUAUGAUUAAAUAUAAUCCAUUGUUAGACUGUAAUAUAGCAUACUGUUUAAGAAAAAAAAAAAAACUUCAGAGAAUUUCAUAACUUCUGUACUGAGCCAUUAAUGCUUUAACCCCUUAAGGACUAAACUUCUGGAAUAAAAGGGAAUUAUGACAUGUCAUGUGUCCUUAAGGGGUUAACAUCUUUUUUAUUAUAAGCACCUGCCCUAUGUAUUGCCCCAAAUUUAUUUUAAGCAGGAGGUAAUUAUUAUAAAUAGGGCACAAAGGACAGUUCGUUUUUACAUUCAUACCACCCAUCUAUCAGUUACGAUCACAUCUGCUGGUGAAUAAUUGCCAGAGGUCACAACCUUAAAGGAAUACUCCAAACACCAUAACCACUACAACGUGCCACUAAAGCCAUCGCAUACACACCAGGAGUGAAUGUCUAUUCACCAACGAUUAUUGGAAAUUUUGAGCCAUAUAAAACAGAGAAAACUAACAGACCUUUUCUGUAUAUUUUAGUUUUUACAUUCUUACUAUAAAAAGUUAAACAUAUAUUCCUCCACCAAAAUAAAUAUAAAAAAAAAGAAAACAAAAAGUGUUUUGUUUUUUUCUCCCCAGGAACAAGUUGAUGCAGGCCUUCCACCAGUUAGCACCCAUGAACCAAUUUCAAAAUGUGGAGACCUGGAUGUCAUACUGGAUUAUAAUCCCGCCAAACAAAAACUGUCCGUAACGGUUGUGGAGGCGAAAGGGAUUCCAGAUAAGGACCGUAGUGGUGUAAACACGUGGCAAGUGCAUGCUGUGUUACUACCGAACAAAAAACAGAGGGGAAAGACCACCAUUCAAAAGGGACCAACACCAGUCUUCAAUGAGACCUUUACAUUCCAUAAAGUGGAUAUAGAGGAUCUGGCUACCAAUGCCGUUCGAUUCCGCCUGUAUGCCGUGCUCAAGAUGAACCGCGAAAAAAUGAUGGGGGAGAAACUGUUCUACUUAAGUACUAUCGUGCCAGAGGGAGAGAACAAAAGGACACUUGUUCUAGAGCCUCGGAGCAACCUAAGUGUAAGUACAGGAAAAUGUUAAAGUUAUGUCUGGAACUAUAGAGCUCAAUAUGACCUAUUACAUAGUUACAUAGCUGAAGAGAGAUAGGUGUCCAUCAAGUUCAGCCUCUCACAUCUGUUUUUGCUGCUGAUCCAAACUAGGAAAAAAUUCCUUUUUGACUCCAAAAUGGCAGUGAGAUAUCUCCAUGAAUAUAAAGAUACUAUUCCACUAAUUAAAAAUUAUAUCCCUGAACAUUAUGUUUUUGCAUGUAUUUACCCAAUUGCUGUUUAGACUUUGAUAAAACCACCUCUUCAGGCAGAGAAUUCCACAUCCUUAUUGUUCUUACUGUAAAAACAUUUCCUUUGCCUUCAACUAAAUCUCCUUUCUUCCAGUCUAAAUGUGUGGCUUAGUGUCCUAUGUAUAGUCCUGUUUAUGAAUAGAUAUCCAGACAAUGGUUUGUAUUGGUCCCGAAUAGAUUUGUACAAUGCUAUCCUAUCCCUUCCGAGGCACCGUUUGUCAAUAUUGCAUUCAAUUAUCAUUUUCAUACAAAGUAGCGCCCAAAUCUGGUUUCAUAAAAAUUUAUUUAGUAGUGAGAAUCCUUUAGACAAAAAAUAGUGCAGGAGGGACGAUUUAACCUUCUUUAUUAACUAAUACCAAGUAUUUUUAGAUGGUAUUAAUUGAGUUGUCUGAAAGACAAAAAUGACAGAGAGGAAGGGCUUUUAGUAAUUUUGGUCUUUCAGCUUUUUAGUAGAUAGCUUUUUGGUAUCCUAAUAGCAAUCCCAUAAGGAUUAGGGAGCUAGCUACGUAACAGCUCCCUAAUUUAAUACCCUUUAGAAUCACUGAAUACAUAUAUCACAACCAGUUUAGUGUCUCUUCAAAAGAUAAAGUAACACUUGGGCAUGGGUUGGGUUGCUAGAUCAUUAUCUUUUUGGGGUCAUUUAUGAUUUCUGCAUUCUGUUAAGCAGGCCUUGAAAGUGCUACCCACUUUGGAAUGUGGAAUUCAUAUGGUCGUGAUGUGAAUCCUACUUUACACUUAAUAUCCAUGUUUACAAUUUGUGUAUUUAUAAUAUGUUGUUUGUUAUUUUUUGCCCCAGACCGGAGAUUCUCAGUUUAGUUUUACUGCAAUCUCUCAAAGCGACAGUGCGUCAUCCACGCAAUCCUUGUCUCAUGGCGGUGUGCCAGAGCUACUUGUAGGCUUGUCAUACAACGCAACGACAGGAAGGCUUUCUGUGGAACUCAUUAAAGGCAGCCAUUUUCGGAACCUUGCCAUUAACAGGCCUCCCGGUGAGUAAACCCACCACCAGUGAGUCAACAUUUCACUCAGCUGAGAAUAAAAUCAUUUACAAGUUUUAAACUCACUCAAGGUUAUUUACUAAAGAAUGAAUUCAAAGGGAAUUAUAAAUUUAAGGUCAAAAUAUCCAAAUUUAUUAUUAUUUUUUUAAAGUCAGCUAUGCUUUGAAUUCAGCUACUCUGUUCAUAAAAAAGUUUUUUGUUGAAUAAAGGUUUUGUUACCAGAUGCAAUGAAUCACAUUUAGCAGGUGAAGACAGGUAUCAUCAGCAACAAUUAUUUUUAGGAAAUUAAGUUAUAUGAAUAAUCAGCCAUGCAGGACUGAUCUACAAUUUGCAAGAAAGAUAAACGGGGACUCGAGAGACCUUUUAGAAUGGUCAUAAGAUUACUGCAGACAGAUCGCACAUGUAGCAAGAGGCAGCGUUCUGUUCCCUGUAACCAGUUUAGCUAGGACAGUUUAGCUGUCCCAGGGCGAGUUGCCGGAGUAGGAUGCCCCUCGUGAAUUUCACAUUUAAUUCACACUACAAUAAAUAACCCAACAUUUUGUAUUAUGGGUAGACCUAGAAAGAUAGCAGCCAGAAGAUAUUGUAUGAGAUAGUGAGGAACUUAUUUGGCUACCAACAAUGUGAUGUAAGUGCAAAUACUUUUUUGGACUUUUUCAGGGAACAGUUUAAAACAGUAUCUAAAAACAAGCUUUUAAUAUAUAAAUAGCUUGAUUGUAUUUUAAUAAUUGAUUUCUCUAUUAUAUUAUCCCUCAAUGAUUGUUUAUAAUAUAUGCGAAAGAUGGGGUACAUUGACGUUGUGGCAGGUUUAUGCAAUGUAUUAUCAUAUAAUAUAACUAAACCCCCAUUAUUUUUGCCUAGAUUAGGUGUUUUUUUUUUUUUUUAAAUCUGUCAGCCUUGAAGUUGCUGUUUAGUGGAUAAGUGAGUGCACUUGAUCUUGUGUAUUGUAUAAUUUGGAACCCAGCAGCACCCCAUUUAUGCAUGUUCAGGUGAGUGUCACCCCCUGGUUUCAUAUUAUAUAUAUUAUUAUUUGGGAGUAUAGCCAAGUCCUUGGUUUUGAACCUCUCCCUGUCACAGGUUCCUGCAGAGAGCCCCAGGUGGAUUGUUUUGCCCAUGUAUGUGGGUUAAUCUCAUAAGAGCAUAAGAGCAGACAUUAGGCUGUUAGAGUAUUACCUGCCAAAGAUGGGGUACAUUGACGUUGUGGCAGGCUUAUGCAAUGUAUGAUCAUAUAAUGUAACUAAACCCCCAUUACUUUUGCCUAGAUUAGGUGUUUAAAAAACAAACAAAAAACUAAUAAAAUCUGUCGGCAUUGAAGUUGCUGUUUAGUGUAUAAGUGAGUGCGCUGGAUCUUGUGUAAUAUAUAUAUAUACACACACACACACACACACCUGCUGAUGUAUCAGCAUGAUAUAUAAAUGCUAAUUAAAAUACAUCCAAUGUAUAAAAUCUUAAAGUGCAAUAUCAGUUUAUUACAAGUAAUUCAGUGAAAAUAAAAUAAAACAAAAAAUGGAAAACAAGAAACACACAGUCUCUUAGAAGGUAAAGUUGUGACUUUACAUCCGGCAUAUGCCGUUACUCACUGCCAUGCUUGGUAAAUAAAGUGCAUCCAAUUAGGGGUUCCAGCGGACAUCUCGAGGUAGCUGUGUUAUUAUUGCUGCAGUGGAUCAGCUCCAGCCGUUUUUGGACAGUGUUCUCAGAGCUCUGCCCUCUACGUAUGACGUCAACACGUUUCGCCAAGCGCUGUCAGCUUCCUCAGGACGUAGUGCUGUUCCCUCCAUCUUGGAAGAGGGUAAUUAAAAGGCAUAAUAAUCCUUGUUCAACGGUUUUGAUUUGUGUGCUUGUGAAUGCCUCAUUUGCAUUUAGCAGUCUCUAUGUACUGAGUCUUUGAGCACACAUAUCACAUACAAAGUCUUGAAUUGUACAAAAGUUUAUAUGCAGAUUAAUUUAAAAAGAAAGAAAAGGCAAUACCAAAAAAUACAUAUGAUAAAACCACAUAGAAUACAAACACUUACAUUUAAUUAAAAUAUCAUAAUUCCAGACAAAAAUAUUAAUGCAUAUUCUAAAAAAGGGGAAAAAAGAAUUUUUUUAUAAAUUAAUAAAUUACACUUAAUGCCUUUAAAAUUCAUACAGUGCACCUAUAUCAGAAGGCAAGCAGUUAAGGUGGAUAUGUCAACUGACUUUUUUAAUUCGAAUUAAAAUUAAAACUACAUUAUUAAAAUUUUAAAUUAAAAAAUUACAAAAUGUACUUUAAAAAAUGAAGAAUUUCCAGUGCAUUAUACGGGUCGGAGACAUCGGAUUCGGACGACUCACCUUCAACAAAGGGCGACAUCAAAAAGCUCCUCCUAGACCUCCGGGAGAUGUGGAAAUCGGACUUGACCGGUGUGAGGACAGAAGUAACCGACAUGAAGGGGCGCCUGGAGGCAGUGGAAACCCGAGAGGGCCAAAGAGACGCCUUACUGACCAACACCAGAAGGCAAAAGGACGCACUGACACUCCAACUUCAAAGACUCACCCGCUCGGUUACGGCGAUGGAGACACGCCACCGCAGAAGAAAUGUCCGCAUACGCAGAGCCCCUGAAGACAUAAGCCCGGAGGCCUUAUUGGCCUAUGCAAACAAAGUGGCGGUGACAGUGGGGGUUGAAAAGGAGGGAGAAGCAUGGCCGAUAACGGCAGCGUUCAGAAUCCGGAAAAGCCCCGACCGCCCCAGCGGACGCGCCGAGAGACAUCAUAGCCGUUACCCAAGAUGUCACAGUCAAAGCGGCACUGAUGGCCUCCUCCAGGAAGACCACGUGAAAGUUUUCGCUGACAUCCCAUUAACAACCUUUCUGGAGCGGAGAAAAUUUAUGCCGAUCACCCGCCAACUGAGAGACAAGGGCAUCAGAUACCGGUGGGGAGCAGCAGGCACGCUAGUGGUCCCACAAAAGGACUCAAUCCUCACGCUGUCUGCGGAUGAAAACCCGGCAAGAUUCAUCCAGGCCCCCCAGCUGCAGCUGCAAGUACCCACGGACGGGGCCGGCGAGACCGAGAACUGGGAGACUGAGAACCGAGAGAGCAACACUAGGGCGGAGAGGAAGCGGAGCAAACAGCACUCACACAAUCCCCUACAGACCUAAACAGGCAAAAGACUUACCCACGAUACUUACCAGGUGACACUCACUACAAACCAACUACACGGACGAUACUGGCACGCAAAGAAACAGCCCAAGACUACAAACUAUGCCCAGACUGACUUGCUUAAACUAUAUUAUGAAAGUCACAUAAGUGACCUCAAAGUGCUUUUUUUUUUUUUCCUUCGUUCUUUCUUUUUUAAAUACUCACAUACCUACUGGCCUAAAGCUCUACACUUUUACACCCUAAAGAUGGGGAAGGGCGAAGGGAGCAGAGGGAAGGGACCAAUACCACAAAAGUGCAGGAUGUACGACCUCAGAGACACAACGACUGCCCCACCAGCCCAUGUAUGUUCCAGAAACUGUUAAUCUCGCGAUUGUUAUAUUUUAGGUUCUUUUCAACCAUAUGACCAGAUGCCACCCCCUUUAUAUGUCGGGACUCCUGAUUUUAAUAAUGACUGUCACUAUAAUGUCGACAGAUUUAACCACAGCAAUGCGGGGCCCAGCACCACGACCUUCAAGAUUGUGCUCCUCUGACAUUAAUUUUACACUGUUAAUUUAACACCAUGCUGAUAUUCUAUUCUGUUGACCUAGCAUUAGAAUACUCUCACUCCACUAGAGGUACAAACAGGGGAUAUUCAGGAGUGUACCCACAUUUUAUAGGUGUCGUCACCGCUGUUUGCUAAAGUGUGUGUUCUAACUCUAUAGGAGCGGUUUACAAACCACACCUGUAGCCAUAUUAAGACCCCACAUAAGAUCAGCACACCCAACUAAAGGGCUACACCAUAGGCUCUAUAAGGGCCACCAAUGGGAUGAACCUCAGCCCUUUAUUUUCUUAUUCCUGUUUUUACUCUGUCCUGCAAACUCACGCGAGCGGCCAGUAUGCUUUAACCCCUACAGGGGGGCCAGCGCGAAGUGCCAUACGGACCACUUUGGGUCCACCUAAGCUGCCAGCAUGUUAACCCACAUAAUCAAGAUCCCCAAGGGGCUGAUAGCCUGACACUCCAAGCUGCACAUCCUAAGUCCGGCUUACCAGCUGGCAAGACAUGUUAACUGAGUAAACCCUAAGCCCUCAUGAGUCGAAAGUAAGUUAUACGGUAAUAUACACCUUAAGCCUACUAGAGCUGCUAAACUGAGAAGCCAACCCGAUAUUCUCGAACCCACAUGGAAUGCCAAAGAGCUACAGUGCACUGCACACUUUGAGUACACAUAAGCGGCGGGUGUGAUAUACAGAUUUGUGUUAUUACAGUUCCCUCCCUGUACUUGUCACUGAAUGCACCAGAGAAGCUAGCAUGUUCAACCAAGAAAAACCCAUGUUUAUUAUAAUUAAUGUGAUGUUUAAUUUGUAUUCCUUUUAUCUACCCGUAAUGAAUAUUUGUAAGCUACCAUCAAAACUAGUGGGACUGUUCCCACCACAAAAAUAAAGAAUUAUAAAAAAAUGAAAUAUUUCAAAAUAAUUAUUUAGGCCAUUUGGGGCCAUAGUAUUCAAAUACUCAGCUCUGAGAACACUGUCCGAAAACGGCUGGAGCUGAUCCACUGCAGCAAUAAUAGCACAGCUACCUCGAGACGCCCGCCGGAACCCCUAAUUGGAUGCACUUUAUUUACCAAGCAUGGCAGUGAGUAACGGCAUAUGCCGUAUGUAAAGUCACAACUUUAUCUUGUUAGAGACUGUGUGUUUCUUCUUUUCCAUUUUUUGUUUUAUUUUAAUUUCUCUGAAUUACUUGUAAUAAACUGAUAUUGCACUUUAAGAUUUUAUACAUUGGAUGUAUUUUAAUUAGCAUUUAUAUAUCAUGCUGAUCCAUCAUUAGGGUCACUUAUAUUUAACUAUAAAACAUUUAUACUGCGAAGUUAUGUGUUAAUAUAGUCUAUACUACUAUUUGUAUUUUUGUUUUUUUUCCUAUACAUGUGACGGGAGUCCUAUGCUGGUGACACCUGCUGACCUAUAAGUAUAAGCAACACCUAGCUAUUCCAGCUUUAUUUGGGUCUCCUCACCUAAACACUGUUUUUUUAACACUGUGAAAGUUUUUCUGUCAUUUUACUGCCCCACUUAUUUACACUUUGGUUUAAUUUGUAUUGUGUGUUGGGGUACAGCACAUAAGUGUAUUAGCAGCAGUUGUGAAAGUAUUAAACGUGGAACAUACCAAAUUUAAAUCUAGCAGCGAUCGUAGCAUAUAAAUUUGAGCGCUCCAAAAUUAAACAACACCCUAGAUUACGUGUAAUUAAAAUAAAAAGGAAAAAUAAAACUAAUAAAAGGAAUAAUAAGCAUGUCAACUGAGUGGCAAGGCUGAAUGCUGAUGAACUGUGUGGGUCUAUGGUGGGCUUGCAAUACAUAAUUAGGUUUGAGAACAGGUAGCGUCUGCGACAUCUAGCACCUAUGGGUAUAUUGUGAGAAACAUAUGAUAGGUACGAUAAACGCUAAGAUAACCAUUUGUUAAUUAGAAUGUUGGUUGUCCAACAGGUAUAGCUGCUUGUGUUAACCUACACGUGUUUGUGGUGAAUCUACAUGCUGUAAAUUGGUAUUAGGCUGGUGUCACCGAGUAUAACUAGACCCUAGGUGGGUAUAGUUAAAGGCCUAAAGUAGUGACAUACAAGAAGAGAAAUAAAUGCUAGCUUGUUAAACUGGGUCCUAGUAACCUGGAAAAGGCAUUAAAAUAUCUUGGCUACUCACUGACUUGUCAAGGAUUAAAAGUGAAAAAUGUUGGGCCAAAAUAGGACUUCUAAAUCACCUGAACAAUGAUUCAAAAUGUGUCUGUGCAAGGCAGACUGAAUGUGUGGAGUGACAAAAUAGGAUGCCCUCAAAGCACUAAGAGAAGCUGCUAAAUGGUUUCAGUGAGAAAAAAGAUCCCAUCACUCCAUCUAUGUAACAUUCAAGUAACCAAAUUAUAUUUGUUUAAAAAAUAAUAUAAGGAUUCAUCACUCACGGUUAGCAAUCUUUUAGUAAGAUAUCUUCAAGUGCCACCAUCAUCAAAAGGCGGAAACUCUUUUUUCACAACUUUGGUGCAAUUUCACAAAUCAAGCUCGAUUGGUUGGAAAUAAAAAAUGUGCAAAAUAACACUUAAAAUAGACAGGAAGGGAUAACAGACUAGGUGCAACCAUGAAGCUGUGAGGUGGCAACAGUGUUUGUUAUAGUCUAAGGAAUGUUUUAUUUCACACACCAGAUUCUGUCUAUUCUAUAGGUCUUCCAUCACCACCUACAGAUAACAAAAGGCAAGGUUAACGCUUUGAGAUAUAUUUACUACGCUCUAAAUUGUAGUGAAUUGGAAACUGAAUGGCAAAAGAAAAUAAAAAUUAGCUAAAACUUACCAAUCUUGGCUUAAAUUUUACGUUUCAAGUUUCAAUUAACAUAUAUUUAGAGUAGUGAAUAACUUAAAAAUUUUUUUUUUUUUUUUUUUAGAAUCUAUCUAGGAGACAAUGAAAACAUAUACAAAGAAGCGCACACACACACACACACACACAAAAAUUAAAAUUGCACAUGUGUAUAGAGGCUGAAAUACCCAUAUUUGAAAAAUAGGUGAAUUUAGGCUCAAGUUUUGCAGGUGACUGUAUAGUCCAUUAUUUAUUAUUAUUACUAUUAUGUUAUUAUUUAUAUAGCGCCAACAAAUUCCAUAGCGCUUUACAGUGGGUGGACGAACAGACAUGUAGUUGUAACCAGGCAAGUUGGACACACAGGAACAGAGGGUUUGAGGGCCCUGCUCAAUGAGCUUACAUGCUCAUCAGAAUUCAGAGGCCCUGGCUGUUUGCAUUGGCGUCAGUUCAAUAAAUAAGUAAAUGUGGAGACGCAAAAAGGAAAUUUCCUAUUUUGCCCAAAAUAGCGGAGCUGGAAAUACUUACCCUUAGCGGGUUUUGAUUUUUUGACCAUUCGCCUUUCCACUGGCGUUUGCAGGGCAGCCUUGCUCCUUGGAAGAGGAGUCAGACUCCUCCGAGACGUCUCUCUGUUGGGAGCGUUUAGCUUUGGUUGCAUCUUGAGUGGCUGGAACGCCUUGGCUGAGGCCUUCUCCACAGAAGUGGCAACUGCUGCGUUGAUUACUGCCUGGAGUUCUGAGGGCCACUGAGUCUUCCAUUAUUAACACCCAGUAUACUUGGGUUUCACCCAAUAGGUUCAUGAGUAAAUAGGCAAAUUGGUAGCAGGGACUGCUAGGGGUUAUAGUGGUAAAGUAUGCGACCCAUAGUAAUGUAUGUAGAGGCAAUGCUGGGGCUCACGCAGGUAAAAGGGGCCUGCAAACACAGCUCCACUCGGCAGCAGUAUAUGGGGCUCACCCCGAGCAGGGUUACAAGGUAUGAACCUGACCGGCUGAACCACCCCUAGGUUAAUACUAACCUUGACAGGUCCCUGUAGCAGGCAAGGUGAACAGAAGCCAAUUUCUGCAUCGAUUCCAAUAUAUAUAUAUAUCUGUAAUAAUUGAGCUCACCAGGUAAUAAUAAAACUUCCAGGAUUAUAUCCCGUAGAGAGGUAUGGUGGCACAGACAGGCCAAUCAUAGGAGCUGUAACAGUGACAGACAGAUCAAAUAGCCAAUAUUUUUCAGCAAGGUAAGGUACCAGGGUAUGUAAUAAUAUGAUGGGGGGGCUCACCCCCAGUAAUAUUAGUAUAGAAGUAUUCCAGUAAAAGCAGCAGCUAGAAUAAGCUAGGGUAUAUUUAUAAAUCAGGGGCUCACCCCUGUUUAAUUCCUAGCAACAAGCAAGGGUUAAAUGGCCGCCGCAGAUCUUGCGGGCGCAAUCCAAAGCCGAAAAAUGUUGAACGGUCGCUUGAAAUUAAGCGAACAGAGACAGAACAGUAAUACAGGAAAAAACUGAACGGAGGAAAAAACAAACACAGAAAACUCGCGAAUGAGUACGUUCGUGAAAUGAACAACCCAAAGGGAAACUACCGAACGCUGAGGAUGUGAGUUCGGGAGUAUAACGGUACAUAAGGUCGACCAGGUAGGAGUAUAAACCACCGAACGCGCAUUGGUUUGAAUAUGCAUUCGGUAGAUUGAAGGACGAAAAACAGGUGUACGUGAACGCACGAUCCUGUGCGAACGCCUGAUAGAAAAUACAAACUGCCGAAUGUGCAUAGAUGUACGCUUUCAGUAGAUUGAAAAGGAGAGAAUAGGCGAACACGAGCGCAUGUUAAAAGUGUUCAAACGCAGAAGUCUGACAGGCAGAAAAUCUCCACAGCGCCCCACACUCUCCCUGAGGUGAGCGUGUGGUGGUGGGAGAGUGCCUGUGGAGUGGCGAGCAUAGCCACAAGGAGAACAUUUUAUGAGAGGGCCUUACUCUCUAAUAAUGAAAUCAGUAUCAUGUACUGACAAACUGUAAGAUAAACAAAAAAUUGACAGGAAGCAGUAUAAAUAUCAGUAUUGGGCUGAGUUUAGGAGAGGGACUCACCCUCUAAUAAUGAAAUCAGUAUUAUGUACUGACAAACUGUAAGAUAAACAAAAAACUGACAGGGAAUAAAAGGAUAAAGUAUGCACACAGACAUCCCAAGUCUAUAUCCUACAAAACAAAAAAACAGCGUCCACACUAUCAGAUAAAACCCUACAUAAAUCCAUAUAAAGUAAGAAAAGAAAGAAAUCAAUCAAGUAAAUAAGUAAAAUUAAGUAAAUAUAACAAGACAAGCCAACAAAGUGUAGGCACACAAUAUUCUGACCUGAUUUGUGAUGGAGCAGCAAAGAAAGAGGGAGUGGCUCAGUGGAAGGCGUAUCUUAUACUCUCUGCCUGUCUCGGUUUGGUUGCUUUUUUUUCUCUAUAUGUCUUUGCUGCUAUGGAGAAGUAAAGAAAGAUUAUGCCAAAUAUGAAGCCUACUGUCAAAAAAUAAAAAUUCUAUGCAGGGCUGGAUCGAGAGCCAAACUCAGGAGGGGAACUGAUGGAUUAUUGUGCUGAUGCAAAUUUUUUUUUUUUAAGCAUGUAAUUUAAAUCACUAGAGCGGUUCUUGGACAAGCAUUUUCUCAUAUGACUUUUCAUAUUCUGAAAUAUUUGUUCUUUUCACUUUCCCAUACAGAUACCUAUGGAAAACUUACUCUCUUAAGCGCUGUAGGUCAUGAGUUAUCACGAUGUAAAACAUCUAUUCGCCGUGGCCAACCCAACCCGGUCUACAAAGAAACCUUCAUCUUCCAAGUUGCCCUGUUUCAGCUCACUGAAGUCACCCUGAUGAUUUCAAUUUACAACCGUCGCACCAUGAAAAGAAAGGAGAUGAUUGGGUGGAUUUCAAUGGGUCAAAACAGUAGCGGUGAGGAAGAACAGAGUCAUUGGUUGGAGAUGAAAGAAUCUAAAGGACAACAAGUGUGCAGAUGGCACACACUGCUUGAAUCUUAGGUGUAAAAGAACUGCCCUUUUUUUUGGAAAGUAGAAAUAUGGGUGUAUCACACCAGAAGACUCCAUGGCUUCACUCCAUGGCUGGAUUUUGUAUUAGCAAUCUAUGGGCGGGUCUAAGUUGUGUUAAGGUUUUGAGGCUCCUAGCAGACAGUGACAGCAUCCAACUCUAAAACAUUUCAACCUAGGGUGUCCCAGGUUGGACUCUCCCCAUUUAAACAAUGUAACAUUCCUUUUCUUUUGCAUUGCACUAAUUCUUAGCACUGAUAUAGUUAAACACAAUAUUACAUUGAUUCAUCUGCUUCAACAUAGAAUUUUGCUUAAGAAUGCACUAUAUUUGUAAUGGGAAAAAACAGGCACCAGAAAUGUUGUUCUUAGUAGUUACAAAAAAGUAAAUCUAUGUUUGUUACCGUAUGUAUAAAACAUUAUCAUGCAUUAGGUAAAAGGGGUAUUUUCUUUACCGUGCUGGAGUACUGUUGGUAGCCAAAAUAGAUCUUAAAUCAGAAACAUUUUGUGCCACAUACAUCUAUUCUACAAAGUGACUCAUGUUACAUCAAGGAAAAGAACAAAGAGACAUUUGGACUUAAAUAUGAAUUCUCUUAAGGUAAAUUGCACCUAUAGCUGUAAUCUGUAUUACUGAACUGCCCAUUAUCCCUCUGAGUGCCUUUGGGGAGUGCAUUGCAUUGCCGUGCAGCAAGAAGAGGGUUCGGUUUUAGAUCUCUACAGAAAAUGAUAAAUGUUAGAUAUACUUUACCGUCAGAUCGUGAAAUAGCAUUGCAUAUUUAACUGCAUGAGCUCACAUAAAUAGUCUUCUCUGCUUGUAUUUUUAAUUACUUGGAAUGAAUUUGAUACUAAUUUAGACUGAAUUAUAUAUUUUCAGAAAGCAUGGAAAGCAAUAAAGAGUUUUUGCUGUAUAUGUCUCGGUUACACUCUAAUUUUAUGCCUUUGUGACUGGGACUGCAGAUUUAUGGUCCAAUAUCCAAGCAUGUCUGGGGGUUUAAUAUUCAUGCACUUAAAAAUCUAUUCACUAAUCAGCCAGUACUGCCAACUUAAAGAGAGACUAUAAAUCACCAAAACAAUUUUAGCUUAAUGAGGCAGUUUGGGUAUAUCUAUCAUGUCCUUGCAUUCUCGCUGCUCAAUUCUCUGCUAUUUAGGAGUUAGAUCACUUUUGUUUCUGUUUAUGCAGCCCUAGCCACACCUCCCCUGUGACUGACACAGGGGAGGUGUGUUAACUUCAUCAGAUGUUAACUUAUUUUGAAGUUUUUAACACCUGCUCUGUAAAUUGAACUUUAAUUACAUACAUGAGGCUUCUGCAGGGUCUAGCAAGCUGUUAACAGAGCAGGAGAAAAGAAAUGCUAAAUUAAACAGAAUGUGCAAUAAAGGAAGUGUAAACAUUAUAUCUCUCUUUACAGGAAGUGUUUUGGAAGACUGGUUAAGUCACUUGCAAGGAGGAGUGACUAGGGCUGCAUGAACUAAGGGAUUUAACUCAUAAAUGGCAGACAAUUUAGCAGUGGGACUUCAAGAACCUGAUCUUUUCACCAAAACUCCCUCACUCUCACAUUAACUAAAACUGCAAAAACUAACCAAUUUUUAAACCCUCACCCCACAGAGAGGUAGUUAGAAACAUAGAAUGUGACGGCAGAUAAGAACCAUUCGGCUCAUCUAGUCUGCCCAAUAUUCUAAUACUUUCAUUAGUCCCUGGCCUCAUCUUAUAGUUAGGAUACCCCACGAAUGUCUAUCCCACGCAUGCUUAAACUCCCUUACUGUGCUAACCUCUACCACUUCAGCUGGAAGGCUAUUCCAUGCAUCCACUACCCUCUCAGUAAAGUAAUACUUCCUGAUAUUAUUUUUAAACAUUUGCACCUCUAAUUUAAGACCAUGUUCUCUUGUUGUGGUAGCUUUUCUUCUUUUAAAUAUAGUCUCCUCCUUUACUGUGUUGAUUCCCUUUAUGUAUUUAAAUGUUUCUAUCAUAUGCCCCCUGUCUCGUCUUUCCUCAAAGCUAUACAGGCUAAGAUCCCUUAACCUUUCCUUGUAAGUUUUAUCCUGCAAUCCAUGAACCAGUUUAAUAGCCCUUCUCUGAACUCUCUCUAAGGUAUCAAUAUCCUUCUGGAGAUACGGUCUCCAGUACUGCGUACAAUACUCCAAGUGAGGUCUCACCAGUGUUCUGUACAAUGGCAUGAGCACUUCCCUCUUUCUACUGCUAAUACCUCUCCCUAUACAACCGAACAAUUCUAGGAAUAGAUGUAUCAAUGCAAAGCAAGUACUAUCCUAGGUGCAAAGUGCUAAAUGUUGAGAUACAUACUAUUGAUUUCUGUUGGUGACUGCUCCUUAUGUACCACUGUUUUUGCUUUGAUACAUUUUCCCUGAAAUAUUUAAGAGUGCAGAGUUGUGUUGGAGCUUUUCUGAAAAAUGUACAUGACAAUGCAAAUCUAUAAUGGUCUUAUUUAGACAGAUAAAAUAAGAAAACUGCAAUUUUAGUUCCACAUUAACCACCAGGUCCUUAACUGGCUUGGGAAAUGCAUAGGAGAAUUUUUACUCUACAGAGUAAUUUAUUUCCAACUUCAGUCUUAUUGUCAGGGGUUUGGAGCAGUAGGGACUCAAUAUGCAGAAUGAAACCAAUAGCAAGGUUCAGGAAAGGAGGAUCCAAAGACAUGGUCAGGCAGAAGGUAAGGUCAAGCCAGGCAGCGUAGGUUCUUAGCUGAUAAAACAGGCAAAGGGUCAGAACAUCAGUAAUCAGAAGGCCAAGGUUCAACAGGACAAGUGAACUGGAGAACUGUAGGCACACAACUGAGCACUGAGGAGAGCUAUAGAGAGGCAUGACUCAUCCAAGUCUUUCUCCAUAGGGCCUGCACACUGCCUGGAGAGUCCAGGGAUCUGCGCCUUCGCAGAUGAACAGGACCUGGACCUGAAGUGUGAGGCACUGGCUGCUAAGUGAGCCAUGCUCCCUGGUGGGUCGGGUGCCAUCUGACCCACCAGGGAGCCAAAGAUCCCACCGAACGUCCAUACACUGACCUUGUAGCUGGGAGUAUUUCGGUGAAAGGGAGCUAUCCACGUGGGAGUGGCUCGCAUAAAGGCAAGUACCCAACACUUAUUGUACAGGAUCUAUCAAUGGAUACGCUAUACACUUACUCUUUUUAGAUUUUAGACAUUUGUGCUAUUAGUCUUGUGAUUCUAUUAUAUUAUGCAUUAGUGAAGAAACUUUUGUAUUCGAUUUCAGAAGUAAUUCCAACAAAUCUCCGAAUCGCCAAAUGAACGAAUUACAAAACAAACGAAAAGAAAAAAUGAAUGAGCCAUUUAAUGUUUUGUAAUUCAAAAUUCUGUCUACGGAAACAAAAAGAAAGAUAAUUGAUAAUCAGGGGACAGACACUAAAUGUUGAUUUUAUUUACAGAUCAAACGAGAAGUGACCAAAAGAGGGGAAAAAAGAAGCCGUAAAAAUAAAAAAUAAAAUCUAUAUAUUAUUUAGCGCCGCAAACCAAGAUGCUGAUGGUUAUUGCUGUAUGAUGGUGUCAUUAUUUAAAUAUUAAAUGUAUAUAAGUGUGAAGGCCAAAAAGAGCAGUGUCAGGGUAAACCGCACAUAUGGUUUUAAAUUGUAAUUAAAGAUAACUGUAUUUCAUUGCACGUUUUGUACAGUAAGUGUCCUGAUCGGAUCGCUAUAGCCUAAUUGCAGCAGAAAAGCAUCGGAUAUAUUUAGGCUCAGUCACCACUUAUAAUCCAUUAUUGUUAAUGAAUAGGUUUUGUCCCAAAUGUUUCACAGCCGACAUGCCAGAUAAAAAGGACAAGGUGCCAUUGCCUGGAUAGUGUAGUAGGUCAGGAAUGAUGUCCUUGUAAUCUAUCACGUUGCCACAGUAGACAUGUUCUAUGGGGGGGGAGGGGAGGGUGAUGGGUAAGAAAUGUCUCACAGAGAAAAUCUGAUAUAUGCCAUGUAUCUGUUGUCACUGUGGUUACUACACACACAAACACAAUUUUAUCAUUUUAUCGUUUCUCUGUCUGGAAACUAUAGAAACCAUGGCUACGAGAAGGGUAGGAUGAAAUAAAACAGAUGUUUGGUGAAAGAAAAAUGUUAUAGGGAAGAUAGAUAAGAAUAGUUACCGAUUUUUAUAUAAAUCGCAAGGGGUGAAUCAUACUACGCAACAAAAACACCAGUGCAAAGAAUUAAAGGGACAAUCCAGGCACCCAGACCACUUCUGCCCAUUGGAGUGGUCUGGGUGCCAACUCCCACUACUCUUAACCCUGCAACUGUAAUUAUUGCAGUUUUUUAUAAACUGCAAUAAUUACCUUGCAGGGUUAGCUCCACCUCUAGUGGCUGUCUACUAGACAGCCACUAGAGGACACUUCCUGGAUCAUAGCACAAAUUGUCUGUGCUAGAGCAUCGCUGGACGUCCUCACGCUGUGUGAGGACCUCCAGCAUCGCUCAUUUCCCCAUAGGAAAGCAUUGAAAAGCAUUUCCUAUGGGGAGCUCUAUUGCGCAUUAGGUUUCCCCAGGUGGUGGGCAGGAUCAGUCUCGCCCACCGGCCGACGCAAUCACUGGGAGGAGUGGCGGCAGAGGAAGAAGCAGUGACGUGGGACAUAGUCGCUGCCUCUGGUAAGUUACUGAAAGGGUUUUCACCCCUUCAGCAACCAGGGAUUGGGGGGUGGGAGGGAGAGGGGACCUGCAGUGCCAGGAAAACGGAUUGUUUUCCUGGCACUGGAGUUUCCCUUUAAUCUCAGCUGCCCAUAAUUAAAUUUAGGAUUAGAUAGUACAAUUUACCAGAGUGUGCAAUAGUUAUACUGAUAUAAAAUAAAAAAAAUAUACUGAAGAUUCAGUAUAUUUAAAGGGACACUCCAGACCCCUAAAGCACUUUAACUUGCUGAAUGGCUUUGAGUGUGAAUAGCGUGUCCUUUCAAUUGAAAUUAGCACUUUUAUAAACUAAAGCUUGCUACACCUCCCUGGCUGUCAGUCAGAAAACUGGUCAUGUUACUUCCUGACUGCUUAGCACUCACAGUGAACAGGAGUGAUAAAGAGGCUUAGAGGCAUGCAUGGAAACCGGCUUGUCAGGUAACUUUACAUACAUUAUAAGGACACAAAAAUGUUAAAGUGGAGUCUGGAAAUCUAGAGCUUAAUAUGACCUCUUACAUUGUUACAUAGGCUGAAAAGAGACAUGCGUUCAUCAAGUUCAGCCCUUCAUUCAUUCCUUCUUGACUUCAGAAUGGCAGUCAGAUCUCUCCAUUGAUCAAGAAGCUAAUACCCUACCGAUUAAAAAUCAUACCCCUGAAUAUAAUGUUUUUGCAAGUAUGCAUCUAGUUGCUGUUUAAGCAUCUGUAUGAAGUCUGAUAAAACUUUCUCAGACUAUUACCGGUGUCCAAAUAUAGACACAAUUAGCACUGCUAAUGCAGAAGUAAAACUUUUACAUUAGAAAUAUGGCAAAUGAGAGCUGCCCCAUGAUUAGACACAGAGUUGGAGAAUGAUGUCGCCAGCCUACUAGUACCAUAACCCCUACAAUGGGUAGAUGCUUAAAAUGGCUCAGUAGCAAACAUCACAAGCAUUGUUAACUUAAUAUACUUCUUCCAAAUUACUUGAAGCUCCUUUGCCUUGAAACAUUAUACAUAAAAACAUGGCUGAUAGAUGGGAGAACAUUGCACUCGACAACUAUCGGCCAAAAAUGUUUUAUUAUUCUCAGUGGUGGUCUUAUCACAAUGUCUCUUAUCCUAUUACAGACAAUGGUAGAUUUCUCAAAACAAGAAGUAUUUUUUUUUAAACUUUAACUUUGUCAUUGCUGUGACAUUUAUUUUUAAUUAAGGCAACUCUGGUGAACAGUCAAUUUUUUUGCAUAUCACUAUAUUUACAACAAAAUACCUAACAAACACGUCACACAGAAAAGUGUAAAUCGCUUAAGGACUUUUUCAGUAUGUCAUAAAAUCUAAUAAAAAUAAAAUUAUAUAUAUAUAUAUAUAUAUAUUUAAAUACAUAAAACGAAGCUACGCACGUGUAGGUAUUUAGAAGUCUUAAAUGAAAAGCAGAAUACAUGUUUAACAUACAUGUUUAGCCAUUAAAGCAGAGAUCAAAAACACACACACACACACACACACACUUUACAUUAUUCAAAAUUUCCUUACCAUUUAUUACAUAUAUGAGUAGGCAGUUUUGUGUACAUAAACAGAAGUGUUUCUGGUUUAAGAAACACUCUAAGCAUCAUUAUCAGAACUCCCAAGUCUCCUAAUUUCUGUGGAACAUUUCCUAUUUGAGAGUUCUGUCCUGUCGUCACAGAGUUGUUCUGAAAUAUCUUGAAACCGUCCUCAUGCAGCACAGUUUGAGCACACGAUUAGACAGCUGGUGCCGUGCGAUGAGCAUUGGGACCAUGCAGCGCUCUGUGCAUGGAUUGUGUUUGUGGGGCUGGCCUGGAGUCUGUCGGUCAGCGUGGUAUGCAUUAACACCAAGCUGAUAGGCCACAUACAGUGGAUGGGCCUGCCACCUUUCUGGGAAGAUCACCCAUUAUGGGCAUCACCAGUGAUGCAAAAUAAACAAAACAAAAAACAAAACCACAAAAGAAUAUGAAAAAAAAAAAUGUAUAUCCCUGUGAAAACAAAUUGCCAUGGUUUUCUGAAAUAAGCCAGACUGCAUUUCUGUAUUAAUAAGAGCCUCAUGAAAGCCAAUAUAACUGAAUGCUGAUAGAAGGGAUCACAAUUUGGUUUCCCUGUUUUGAGUUAUAAGCAGCAACAUUCCGAUCAUUGAAAUGACAGAUAUGUAAGUAUAUGUAACAUUGCAUUAUAAGUUCUAAAUUCUUUUAUCUACCCUCCACUAUUCUUUCCAACUGCCACACUGAUGUAAAUGCCUGAAAUGUAACCGUCACUUUGUUGUUUGUCAGUGUGUGUAUGUACCCAUAUAACGUGUUAUGAUGAAUUUCUCAGAAUUACAAAAUCCUACCAUCGUUCUAUACUGAGCACAUUAUGAUGUCAGCACAUGAUCUCAUUGCUAGAGCUAUUUUCCCAGGGUGAGAUACAGCAGGUAGAUCGAUUAGAUUGUUUAGACAGAUACAACAGAAAUGCAUCUUUUAAAUAAAUGUUUAAAUACCAUGCUUCAGAGGAUUUUCCAAAUAACCACCUUAGAUAUUUAGCAAAUUUAAAGUCCGAAAUAUGCAAAAAAACUAAAAAGGUACAAAUUAUGUCCAUGUGUGGGUGUAAUAUCCAUGCAUUUUAAAGGAAACCACAACACAAUACAUAUUAACUACCAAGGAGUCUAAGUGCCACCAGCCCAUGUGACCCAGCUGUCACCAAUUUCUAUAUGGUGUGGGUAAAAUUCUCUAUGUCAGCUAUGCUUUCAGUUCUGGACUUAAAUUUAAAUUCCACCUUGAAUUCUUAUUUUAAUAAACAACUUUCUACCUAUUCAAUGCAAUCCCACCAUACUACCCAACUCAUAGAGGAGGGGGGCUGCAGUAAAGAUAUGUUCCCAUGCACCGCUUCCCCCAGUCACCCGCUGACAUCACCAACUCACCCUAAGUGAUCUGAAACAGCACUAUACUACUCUUUGUUUUGAUAAUAUAUGGCUGCAUGAGGAAGAAGCUGCCCGAUUUAAAAUUAUAAUAAUAAAAUAAUAAUGAAAACACUAAUAUCCACCAGCCCCCCCACCUGUGUAUCUGCUUCAGCCCCCAAAGCCUCCCCCUACAUUAAUGACUAUGUACAAGCGAAACUUUGCAUUAUCGUAGCAUUUGCUAAGGGGCCAGACUCAUGGUACCUGCGUAUUGCCGUCUCCAAGAUUUCUCAUCGGAUAACAGCAUCAAGAGUGGAGUCAAAUUCUGGGUGUAGAGAGUAUUGCACCUCGCCAUCUUCAAACUUUACCAGCCCUUAAUGGGUGCGACCAACCUUAAAAAAACGAUACAAAUAAAUUAAAAAGCUGGUGGGGACUGGGUAACAGUGCAGUACAGUUUGAUACCACCACAUCUUUAUUCACCAAAUACAAUUAAAUAAAUCUAGAGCAUGCACAAAAAUUCUAGUGAAAAGGAAAAAAACUAAAUUUCUUUAAAAAGUUUUGUAAAACAAAUGAUUACACAGAUAAAUAUGUAUGUAUACAGUAUGUUGUGGUAAGCAGAGAGCGAGCAUUUAAAAUGUUAAUGCCCACAUUGCACAAACCUCCUGAGGCAGAGGGAGAUAGUGUGACCCCAGGAAUAACAACUUGUCCUGUUCUACCAGGUUCCCCAGAACACACAAACCAGCACAGGAGUAUUGUCUGCAUGCUAUCCGAUCACAUCUGUGACUGGGGAUUUUAUCUAUUAAAUCCGCAGCAAUAUUGAAAGGUUUAACGAGAGAACUGUAAAUCCCCAAGAUUUUAACAGUAUUUAUUUAUCUCCAUUAUUUAACAAAUACCAGGUUCUGAGAAGAGAAAAAAACAAUAAAUGUAAAAUUUCACUCUUACCAUGGAAACGAGUGCCUCUAACAUGGUUCCCUAUCGCUUGCUGUUAUAAGCUCUUUUCAGUCAUUUAACUUAAAGGAACACUAUAGUCACCUAAAUUACUUUAGCUAAAUAAAGCAGUUUUAGUGUAUAGAUCAUUCCCCUGCAGUUUCACUGCUCAAUUCACUGUCAUUUAGGAGUUAAAUCACUUUGUUUCUGUUUAUGCAGCCCUAGCCACACCUCCCCUGGCUAUGAUUGACAGAGCCUGCAUGAAAAAAAAACUGGUUUCACUUUCAAACAGAUGUAAUUUACCUUAAAUAAUUGUAUCUCAAUCUCUAAAUUGAACUUUAAUCACAUACAGGAGGCUCUUGCAGGGUCUAGCAAGCUAUUAACAUAGCAGGGGAUAAGAAAAUCUUAAUUAAACAGAACUUGCAAUAAAGAAAGCCUAAAUAGGGCUCUCUUUACAGGAAGUGUUUAUGGAAGGCUGUGCAAGUCACAUGCAGUGAGGUGUGACUAGGGUUCAUAAACAAAGGGAUUUAACUCCUAAAUGGCAGAGGAUUGAGCAGUGAGGCUGCAGGGGCAUGUUCUAUACACCAAAACUGCUUCAUUAAGCUAAAGUUGUUCAGGUGACUAUAGUGUCCCUUUAAUACUAGUGACUAGAAGAAGAAACAAUGUAUCUUUCUCCUCCUCAUCAUUUACAAUGUGUUCCAGACUGUGCCAGGACUGAAGUGGAUUGUGAUGUAAUUUGCUACAUUUUCGAUAUAUACAUUACAGCAAAGAAAAUGAAGCAUCACAUGAAAAACGGUUAACGGAAGACUCCACGCACCAUAACCACUACAAUGUGCUGUUUUAUUAUGGUGCCCCAUGAAUGUAAGGAGUCAAACUGUUUAGUAAUAGUUUAACUUCUUACCUAGGGUCCGUAGAACGCCACUCCACAUCCCCUGUCUGCCGGGAGAAGAGGCGGACAUUCCUGCUAAGGAGCUUCCAUUGGCUUUCCUGAACUAAUCCCCCCAGGUUCAGGAUUAGCGCAUUGGCUGAAAAUUGUUAUCUGAUUGCAUUUACUCUGUGCGCUAAUCUCCGUCCUGCCAGUUUAGUUCAAUGUAGAGAGCUUCUGGCAGUGGGACGUGUGGAGUGGCACCUGUCGAACCCCAAAUAAGAGUCAAACUGCUACUAAAUGCUUUUACUCUUAACAAUGGGGAGAAACCAGGGCACCCCCGGCACCAUAAUCACUGCUGCGCACACAAGUGGUUAUGGUACUUGGAGUGUUCCCUUAACACAAGUUACAGGUGAAUUUCAAUGUUUUAUUAAAUGCUGGGUUUUCCAGAGAAGCGAUUGUUCCCCUUUUAACACCAGAGCUAUAAUUCAACCUCCAGCCUGCACUAAAUAUUUUUCCAGUGUGUUCGUGAAAAGAGAAUUGUGGGAUUCCUUUCCUAAUGUCAAGCCAGAAGCUUCAAUGUUACUGUACUGCCGAUGUUUAUAAAUAAAAGAUAACAAUGCUGACUCACAGACCCACGUCCUGCAACAAGAGACAUUAACGAGCAGCUAAAAAAAGACACCAAACUUGUCAAGCAUGGGAAUGUCUUUAAAAAGUGUCUUCAGCCUAAAGGGGAAGAGAAAAAAAACCACACAUACACACACACCUCCCACACGUUCGUUUUAAUGAGUGCGACUUAUUAUUUUCACAAACACAGCAUCUCACAUGAUGCUUCCUCUGCUAUGCUAGCCCAGCCUAGUGAGUGAGCAUCCCCUGGAUGCUGUAAGCGUCACCGUCGCUUAGCAACGCUGCCCUGGCAACGCUGAUUGUCUGCCUCCUGGCUGCGGCUCCACCCUGAGGACCAAUCAGGAGGCGGCGAGUAGGCAGCGUUGCAGCAGUGAGCAGCACCUGGCUGACUCUGACCGGGACCAGGGACUGGAGAACUUGUCGCCGACCCUGACAUUCUACAGAGAGGGCAAUGGGACCGAUUUAUCUGGUGCUGUAAGAGUCAGACUGGCUGCUUAUUAAAAAGGAGGUAAUUUAUUAUUACUUACACUAUUCCCAUAUUAGUUACAACCAAUAUGUCUUUACAACAUUCUCUCUCAUCACUCUCAUUUAUUUGUCUAAUCUGUCUGUGUCUCUACCGGUCACUUUUAUUGUACUCGUUUUAUUUUACCAUCUGUGCAACAAAUACAAAUACAAAAUAUAUGUCUGGAAUUCAAGGAUGCAUCAUUGUGGGUUAAUUUGAUGAAUUAGUGCUUCUUAUAGAUAGUACAAGACAGCUGGGAGAAGCAAGAACUCACAGUGCAGGGAUGCCUGGUGUGUAUGUGUAUCCAUUGUACAGCGCUACAGAAUUUGCUGGUGCUAUUUAAAUAAUAAAAUAAUAAUAAUAAUGUUUAUGUAGAUUAUAUAUACAGAUAAACACAAUAUGCAGCCUUUAAAACUAUUAGAGACAACAAUAUGAGUUAUUAUAACAGACAAACUGCAAGGAUAAUUUUUUUUUUAUCUAUGAUAUUUUUUUUAUUUUAUUUUUUUUAUAUAGCUAUAUAUACCUGCACAGUCAACUCCGCAUGUAUAAAAUACAUGACCUGUAUAUUAUUAGGUGUAUAUGGGGGGGGGGGUAUGACCAGAUAUUUUAUAUGUCAAUAUAUGUGCAUACUAUACAUGCAAGGAAAAUGUAACUAGAUAUCUAGAGUGAAUAUUGAUACAGUGUUACAGUGCAUUUGGAACUGUAGAAUAAAAUAAACUAAAUAAAGUACCGGUAUAUUUAAACAGGAACAGCUGAACAGGAAUAUAAAAACGGCGGAUUUCCUAUAAGCACGUGUAUCAGGUGUAUAAUAUAAUUUAAUGUAAAUACUUACUAUAGGUGAACUGGUGAUGCACCUUUAAUUUCACAGAGGGGCAGAUUGGAUAUUAUAGAGGCCCAUGUCACAGUGAUAUUAACCAUCUAGAGGGGUGAAAAAACAAAAAGUAGUUUUAUAUAUUUACAAGCACAAAUCAUUUUACAUUUUGGGGCACGCAAAUAUAUAUACACACACAAGCACACACGUAAAGAAGAUACAGAUAAUUUAUAUGACACAUUAUUGAAAUCAUUUUCUGUGUGGAUGCAUCAAACUUUGUUUAUGUUCAUUGUGUGAAUGCCAGAUGGAAAGUUACAACAAUUUAUAUAUAUUAAAAUUAAAGUUAUCAGAAAAUAUUCUAUGGGUGGCGGUGUCAAAUCAAUGAUAUAUCGAUUAUAUAUACAUACAUAUGACAUCAUAUAUAAUAAAUACCGUGUUCCACAGCAAGAAAUGCUCUCUCAUCAGGAAAUUUAUUUUGUACGUUUGCAAUGGACUGUAUUUUUAUGAACUAUUGAAAUUGUUGUUAAUGCAGAACAUUGCAUGAUCUACUCUAUACAGGGACUGCAACAGAGGAAUACAUUCAGAAAUGUUGUUAUCUUUUAGCAAACCUGAUUGUAUGAUUUUGUGAAAUAAUCCAGAUCUUUCUAGAAAGCUAUAAGGAUCGCUCCAUGGCCUUAUAUUAUAGUGAAAUUUAAAUAACAAACGUGUACCACAGGUGAUACCCCAAUGGUACCCCGGGUAUAAAAGUCAGAAUGGACACAGUCAUUGCAAAGAUUAAUACUUGAAUAUAUGGUUUGAUUAAAAACGCUCACAAGAGUUAAAAUACGUUAAAGGACCACUAUAGUGCCAGGAAAACAAACUUGUUUUCCUGGCACUAGAGUGCCCUGAGGGUGCCCCGCCGCGCUGAAGUGGGAGGAAGGGGUUAAACACUCAUCUUUCUCCAGCGCCGGACUCUCCUCCCCUCUUCUGAUGUCAUCGGCUGAAUGCGCAUGCGCGGCAAGAGCCGCGCGCGCAUUCAGCCAGUCUCAUAGGAAAGCAUUCUCAAUGCUUUCCUAUGGACGCUGGUGUCUUCUCACUGCGAAAAAUCACAGUGAGAAGGGCGGAAGCGCCUCUAGCGGCUGUCAAUGAGACAGCCACUAGAAGCUGGAUUAACCCAUUUGUAAUCCAAUGAAACUGCUAUGUUUACAGCAGACAGGGUUAACCCUAGAGGGACCUGGCACCCAAACCACUUCAUUGAAGGUCUCCUGGCGCCCAGACCACUUCAUAGUGGUCCUUUAAACAAGCUUAAUUAGUACACAAAAACUGUUAACUGUAAGCUAAAACAGGUUUAUUUUCAGAGAUAUUUGAUUAGCAGAAUUUUCAUCAUCCCUUAGCAAUCGUGCACUGAUACUCUGAUAUCUAUAAAACGGGUAGCGAAAGGUAAGCUGGCACAGAUUUAAUCACCGAGUCUUACAGUGAGAGAAAAUAUAUAAUCCAGAAAUGGCCAAGCGUCAUGGGAGUUGUAUUUCAACAGCAGUUGGGGUUCUACAUGAAGGUCAUCUCUUCUCUAAGCACUUACAUUGUUUAGGCUGUACAGUGCACAUAAAACAUAUUAUGUUGUAUAAAUAAAUACAUAUAAAAAAAAAAAAAAAGUCUGGAUAUAUUAGAUAUUUUUUUUAUAUAGCUCUAUAGUAGCAAUUUGGUUUCCAAGAACAAUGCUAUUAAUCCAUAUCGGCAGGGGUCCCUGAGAUGAGAAAGAGUUGGAUGUCUUGCGUUCAGACACAAAGGAUGUGCACAGUUAUUAUUACACUACAUCUCUUUAUCUCCCACGGUAACCGUGCAGAGAGAAUAAUUGCAAAUAAAUUUGCUUUAUUUAGCUUUACCUAGAAUGGUAAUCCACUAUGGACAUAAAUGAUAACGCUAUCACUAAUUAGUACAGUUCCAUGCUAAUUAUUGUUUCCCUUUGAUCGCAAAGAGAGCUGUUGCAUCAUUUUUUUCCUUUCUCUGUUAAUAUUGUAUUUCUGAACAGUUAUCUCACUGGUAUAUCUUCUUAGCAGGAGAUCUUUCAAAGCAAUGCUAGCUGUGCCAGGCAGGAGGCUAAGACGGACCUUUGAUGAUUUCCGUGUAAGACACAUUGCAGACUGAUUUGUAAGUAUCACAUUCUAUGGCCGUGUUUAUAGUUGUGCGAAAUCAAUCGAACAAGGUGACUUUGCAAAGUAAUUUGAUAAAUAGGCUUCAGAGUACAGUUAGGAUUUUUCGUAACAUUGUUUAAAAUCAGCUUAGUUGGUUUGGUGCAUAAUGGAUAAACAAUUUAUUUUAAUUAUGGCAGUGGAUUUUUAGGAAAAUAUAGACUUUUUUUCCCAGCGCACUCAAGGAAUAAGCCACAAGAUAAAGAACAUUCAAUUGAAAAUUCACAUCUAUUACAAUUUUAAAAAAAUGUUUUGGUAGGGAGUGCUCGUCCUAGGGUAAUAUUUAUAUAUCAAACAGAAAAUGUUGAUUGAAUAUGGAUUUAUUUUAUUUUAUUUUACACAGAAGGUGGUAGUGGGAGCAAAGCCAGGACAAGGCUAUUAUGGAGAAUUGCCCAGGAAAUUAAGAAUUUAAUGAACGCAUGGUUUACAAAUUCUUUUUUUAUUAUUACCGCCAUAGCAUAUUUUGUAUUCUAGAAGUUAGGAAAUUUGAACUUAUGGAAGGGUUUAUCAAUUUUUUUGUAAAACAAUAUUACGUUAGUAAACAGAGUAGAUUUACUAAACAAUAGAAUGUGAGGAGUUAAAUAAAAAUUGCAAAAUGUAACCAAACCCCCUUUCCCCCCUCCCCCAAAACAUAAUAUGAAAAUACAUUUUCCCAUAGUAACAGUUUUGGGUUGUUUCUCCAUGCUGGUUAAUUUGAACUACAUUUUGAAAUUCUUAAUUUUGUGAACAAACUUCUUAGAUUUUUGUUCAGUUUAUAAUUGCUGCAUUUGCCUCUCUCUCUUCAACAAAAUAUUGCAGUAACUAUUCGUAGCCUGUCCCUAACUUGAUAGCUUCUCUUUAUGCUGUUAUGUUUUCGACAGCCAGUACAAGUACUUGUAUGCUGUGCACACAUUAUACAAGUCCCUGUUAUAUUUGGGAUUAUAGUUAAAACUAUUAGAAGACAUCAAUUCACCGAUUGGUUUCAGCUUAUUCCUUAGUUUAAAAUAACAGUGCAAAUUGUGUGGUUUUUCUCAUUGAAGGUAAAGUACAAAACGAGAGAAAGAAAAACAAACAAACAAACAAAAAAUGGCCACAAAAAGUCUGCAUUUUUAAGACAACAGUAGCACAGUGCUGACUAACAACCUCCCCUCCCUGCCCCCCACAAAGUAUAAAAUAAAUAGAUUUGAGCAAAUCUAGAGAGUAAUUCACAUAUGGUCAAUUCUACAAUGAAAUUCUACCAGAAACAAACUCAGGAUUUCAAAACCUAUGAGCUUAAAUUCACUAUAUCUAACAAAUAUUAUGAAGAAUGAAACUGAAUCAUAACAUUACAACAUAAACAAAGCACUACAGAAUUGACCCAACAUAGCAUAAAAAAGACCCCAAUAUAAAUGGCGUUCUGUCUAAAUAGCACCAAAAUAUAGAAAAACUGGCCCACGAGGCCUAUCAGAAAAGAACAAUCCCAGAGUUCCCAAUAACAAAUACCCCAUAAUGAAGUUCCAAGAUGAAAUUUUGGGCAGAUUUUAAUCUCCUCAUCUAACAUACAGAAGGGACACAAGUCACAUAUUUGUCAAGCAAUGGGUGAGGUUUUUCUAUUGACAAAGGUGGGACAUAUGCCAUAGACUGAGCUUUGGAACAGGUGGGGUUCACAAUCUCCUGGCUUACUCAAGUCCUUUAUUUUUCCCUCCUUCUCCAAUGUGUCCAGGAUGGAGACAAGUCUUGUGACUGCAGCUCUCCACUGAUGCAAUAUGGCCCUUGGGGACCCACACCAGUUUCUUUAACAUCUAGUAAACAGGAGGAAGCAAAACCUUAUAAUCACUUGCAAACGAUCUGGUUUUAUAAUCUAGGUUAUUAUUUAAAUUGUAUCUACCUCCUGGAAGUGAAAUUCCUGAACCAGCCCCCAUGUUGACAUUUUGGGUAUAAUUAGGUUGCAGUUUGGCUAUUUAUCAAUAAUUGAAUUGCUAAACUUUGCAGCGACAUCAAACUUUUUUUUUUUUACUGAAUACUUUACUGCCUCUCAAUUGCAACCCCAAAAAUAAUAACCAAAUUUGCAUAUUAAUCACCUGUAGAAAAAUUAGUUAAUUGGUUUUGUGAGAUUGAGAAUUAGAAAAUGUACCCCAUCCAGCAUUUAGAUCCCAAUGGUAGCUGUCCCAGGAACUGCUAGGGAACUAUGGAUUCAUUUUAAAAACAUUUCAUAUAGUUUGGCCUUUUUACAUAAUUUGCAGUAAACCAUAUUUGUUUAUCGGUUUUUUUUUAAACCUUGAAUACAAGGUUACUAACGCAAAAGAAUCUGGCUGAUAGCACAAAAUGUAAGGUGCACGUCAAAGCUUUUUUAAGCUUACCAUUGCCAACUUACGUGGGUUGGAAUAAAUAUAUGACUUGUGAUGUGAGAGUGUUUUCACAAAGAAUAAAUUUAGUUGAUAUGUCGUCAUUGUGAAGCCAUUCACAGCUCUUGGAUUAAAAUAAUUUAUACAAAGAAAUACCCCAAAUAAGAACCUUUCAUUUUGGCAAAAAAAACAAAAAUAUUUUAAAGGAAGAGUUAAACUGCUUUUAACAAUGGGGGUGGGCAAUUGCCCACCUCAAUGAUCCACAUGUUUUCCUAUCGCUGGUCUGGUGGGGGAAUAGAAAAUACAUCAAAUGUGGGAGCAUUUAAGACUUCUUAAGAACCAGUAGAGAACCUGGUGUUCUGCCUUCAUUCAACUCAUGCGUGCAGGAUGAGGGCUAGUAUACUCUAUGCAGUUGGUGGGGAUUUUAGAAAAUUAAUGAAAUGACCUAGUGCUAUAUGGGUACAUUUUUUAGAAAGGGGAUUUUAUGUUAAGUAAAGUGCUAGGCAGAUGCUCAACUUCUUCUUUUACUAAUGAUGGACAAUGUAAAAUUGCCUACAAGUACUUCUCUGCCAUUCAUGGAAAUGGCCACCUGAAAGCUCUGCCAUCAAUAGAAAAUAAUAAUAAGAAUAUAAAACAAACACAAAACAAAACAAAAAUCCCAAAACCGCCACAGACUGAAAUGCAAACUAAAAUUUUAGAAUGAAGAGGAGGUAGGAAUAGUCAACUUGGAGAUGAAGGGGAAACAGAGUAGCAGAAACUGGGAUGACGAGGGGGGCAGGUUUGGGAUGGCCCUGGAGGGAUGAACGUGGAAUAAACAGGGAGGGGGGGGAGAGGGGGGUGGGAAGGGUAAAAAGUACUGUGUUUAUUUACUAAGCACCUAAUUGUAAUGAUUGAAAACCAAACUGUAAAAUUUAGGCAAGGAUUUGUUGAUACAAAACUAGCAUGAUAAAAAUUCUGGUAGUUGUGAGUUCCAACCAUUAAUGGGUGCCAUGCCUGCUGCCUGGCGCCUGUUACACCUGUAGAGGAGCCACACAGCAGGGAGAGGCAAGUUUUAUGAGUCAGUGGAUACAACAAUGAACAAGAACAAUAUGAUGAUAAAUAGGCUUCCAGAAGCCACUACCUGAUUUUAAAUGAUAAAAAAAGUGUGUCCCCUCAUCGCGCACAGACUCUCUAGGCUCAGUCAUCCUAGUCCGGGCAUAGGCAACCUUUGGACUACACCUCCCAUGAUGCUUUGUCAGCAUUAUGGGUGUAAGAGUAUUAUGGGGGAUGUAGUCAACAACAUCUGGAGUGCCGAAGGCUGCCUAUCCCUGUCCUAGUCUGUCUAAGAGAGGAUAUGUCACAACUGAUUGCCAGGCUUUGGGGAAGCAUUGUAGCAAGGUUAUGAGGCACCUGGUGACCAUUACCAAAGUACAGGAUGCUUCAUCCCUUUUUCCAACAUCUGCAUAAUAUUCACCGGCACUCCCAUCCUCUGCUCUUCAGGGACUAACUUACAGGGGGUUCCACGGUAUUUUAAAUAGCUACGUCAUUUUAGGGCUGAUUUACUACUAGAAUUAUUUACAUACAUUGAUAAAAAUCUACAAAAGGUGUAGCAGCCACAGGUAUUGCCAGGCAAUAAUAAGCCAUUUAUUUUUAGAUAUUAGGAGACUCUGAGCCCAAAUCCCUCUGCCCCUCUUUUCUAUACUAAUUGUCCCUCUUUUCUAGGAGCUCACUAUAUCUAACAAAUAUUAUGAAGAAUGGAACUGAAUUAUAGCAUUACAACAUAAACAAAGCACUACAGAAUUAACCCAACAUAGCAUAAAAAAAGACCCCAAUAUAAAUGGAGUUCUGUCUAAAUAGCACCAAAAUAUAGAAAUAAACUGGCCCACGAGGCCAAUCAGAAAAGAACAAUCCCAGAGUUCCCAAUAACGAAUAUCCCAUAAUGAAGUUCCAAGAUGAAACUUUGGGCAGAUUUUAAUCUCCUCACCUAAUAUAUGUUGAUGUGUCUUAGUGUAUAAAAGAGCUCCACAGCAAUACUACUCCCAGUAAUGUGCCUGAGCGUGUAACAGAGCUCCACAGCAAUAAUACUCCCAGUAAUGGGUCUUUAAACUACAAAAAAUGUGUCUAGAAAUCAGUCUGUAUAAAUAAUACACAUUGUUUUGGUACUAAAUUACAUUUUAGUUGCAUAAACUGUUAAUAGAAAGUCACUUAGAAUUUCACAGAACAGCCAACAACUCGACUCACACAGGUAAAAUCAAAGUGUUAUUUUUUUGCCCAUUUCAAAUGUUGGGAGGUUUUCACAGAAUGUAGAUCAAGCAUGUCAAACUCGCGGGCCGCAUGUGUCCCACAAGGACCAUCUUUGUGGCCCGGUGAGCCGCGAGUACAUGUUGGUGUUGUAGCAGAGUAGGCACCUGCUUUUCCCACAUUGCAGGUGCCUACUCUGCCAAAACUUACCCGGCCGGGGAGAAGGGCCAGCGAGGCAGCUCAGUGUUCCAGCUACUCACUGCUCCUUCGCACAUGCCAUUUGUAGUGAAACUGGGUGCCGGAAGAUGGCGUCAUUACGGUACCCGGCAUCACUAAACCGCGUGCUGGAGCAGUGAGGAGCAGAUAGAAGGACCCCAGGGAGAGGCCCCACAUUGGCUCCAAAAGGUAGGGAGCAAUAAAGAAAAUUAUUUGUGUGCAAGAAUGUGUAAGUGUGUGAGUGUGUGUCUGUCUGUGUGUUAGUGUGUGUCGGUCUGUCAGUGAGUAUGUGUCUGUGUAUUUGUCAGUGAGUAUGUGUGUGUGUCAGUGUGUCUGCAUGUGUCUCUGUCUGUCAGUGAGUGUGUGUGUGUCUGUCAGUGAAUAUGUGUGUGUGUGUCUGUCAGUGUGUGUGUGUCUGAGUAUGUAUCUGUCAGUGUGCGUGUGUCAGCGGGAGGAUGAGUUUUGGCACAGCGUGGUGGGGGGGGGGGACUGGGAUUUAGUAGAGGGGGAUGCUGGGGUUUGUUUAUACUGUACUUUUUAAAAUAAACCUACAUUUCUAUGAACAUUUUUAGGUUUUUUUUUUGGCCCACAUAAACUUAAACCUUGUUUAUGUGGCCCGUGCUAGACUUUGAGUUUGACAUGCUUGAUGUAGAUCAUCUUACCAUAUAUUCCUGCCCUGGAUUCCCAUACUCAGGCAUCCUCCAAUUUGCCCCCUGCCCUUACAAUGGUUUCAGAUUGAGACAGAGGCAAAGGGGUCUGUUCAUCGAACAUUUCUUCCACUUUACACUGACCUUCCAGUAAUUUCUGUGCAUGUACACCUGUGAUUAAAACUGAUUAUUAUCAGGAAUCAGUUCCAAUAAACAUUUGUGGCUUACCAGAGCUGAUGCUGAUUAUAUAAUUUAUUGCUGUGCUGUCAACAUCUGAUACUACACCUCUGCUCUAUCACAUCAUCUGGCCACAAAGCAAUAGGGUAUUGAACCCAAUAUCCUCUGAUGUUUUUCAAGUUUUUUGACUAAUUUUCUGUUUUUGAUACAUUUUCAUUAAUUGUGUAUAUGGCAUUUUCCCUUUCUACCUCCUGUGCAUCCAUUUUGAGUAAUCUUGGGUCAGAAUCAGUCGUUAUCCGACCCAAGAUCAUUCUCACCUGUCCGGCAGAUAACUUUCAGAUUUUCUGAAUGAAUGUGUGUAUUUGUGAAUUUGUGUAAGCAUUUCAAUAUAUAUGUUUUUCUUGCAGGACUAAUCAAUGUUAUGGUCAGUAGAGUCUUUUAUAUUUGUACAGCAGAUCUACUCCAAGAAAGACUAAUUCGUCAACAACGUCGAAAGUAGCUUACUUUAAGAGAAAAUAUGCAGAAGAAAAGUUACAUCAAAAUUACCACGGUUAUUUUCCAGAAGUGAGUUUCACUUUGCAAUUUUGCUAUUUAUUCACCCAAAUUGUUUGCAAAUUAAAGUGGAUCUGGAACAUUGUGUUUGACUAGGGCUCUAACCUCAGAUACACGCCUUGGUAGAAGAGGUAUUUCUUAAAAUAAUCUCUCCUAAAAUUUUCAUUUUAUUCCUAUUUGUAUUAUAUUAUAUCAUUGGGUCUUCUCUAUAUGAGAUUUAAAUAAAACAGUAUGCCCACUUGUAUUUAAUUAGGUUCUGCCAGACAAUUACCUCUUUGUAUGAUGACAGUACUAGCCAUUCAGUAAGCAAUGACAAUUUUUAAAAAGGAAUACUAGUUCUGCUUUUACUAUACUGGCUGUAAAACAGACUUUGGAGCUUGCCAUCUAAUCCUACCCAAUUAUUUUGCAUGUUUUAUUUGCUUGUUCCCACUUAAUGAGAGGAGGCACAAUAAUGAGCAUUCAUCCAGGGUACAAAGAACCACAGUGCAUUCUGCAAACACUUUUUGAUCUAGUUAGGAGGACAGUACUUUGAAAGAUCAUCUGCUGUCCAGAACCACUGAAAGAUUUUUAUUUAAGUUGCGAUAUUAGCCUUAUUUUGCAGAAGAAUAUUUAGUUAUAGAGAGAGUUCGGUAAUGGGAACCUAGAUAAAGGGAUGAUUGCAAUUUAAGAAAAAAAAAAAUUGGUGACUUUGAUUCGGAUACCUCUUGGGUGUUGCACAUGAAAUAAGAAUGGAAUGAUCCAUUCCAUAACAUUAAAUAAUGAAACACAAUGAACUGUGGCUUUAUAUUACAUUUGUAUGUUUAGGCCUGUUUACUUUUGUCUGUGUAAAGUCCAAUUUUGCCAGCUGUGAUACUUUGGUAGUUGAUGUGCGAUUACAAUUUUCACAUUAUACAGAGUGUGACAAAGAGUGAGUGCUAUAAAAAGGCUACAAAAUAUUUUAAGAAAUGUAUUUUUGUUUUCUCUCCCCUUUCGGUUUGAUUCUUUAGCACCUGAUAUUACCGGAGGACAGAACUUGUAUUCUUAAACUAUCUCUUGAGAAACUCCGGUUUUUAGAAGAUCCAGAAGUCUACUUACGGAGAUCAGUGUUAAUCAAUAACUUGCUCAGGAAGAUACACAUUGAAGCUGACAGAGAAACCUAUGACUAUUACAAAGAAGAAUCCACCUGCAAAGCCACAUAUAGUGAUUCGAGAAAACGGCUGAAACUUAUGGUGAAGGGUGUCUGCUCCCAGUCAUUAUACUAUGAAGAACUGCACUCAUAUCAUAUUGUGCCUUAUGCUACAGAAAAUGUGAUUUACAGGAUGGGUUACGCUAGCAGUCAUUUGGCACAAAACUCUCAGCUGCUAAUUUACAGAGUGAAAGAAUGA
Molecule: messenger RNA, 60552 nt
Organism: Pelobates cultripes (western spadefoot toad)
Lineage: Eukaryota; Metazoa; Chordata; Amphibia; Anura; Pelobatidae
Source: the annotation of a GenBank genome assembly